This is a messenger RNA of Neolamprologus brichardi, 89530 nucleotides long. The record is from RefSeq and is a predicted model, not a curated record. NCBI's taxonomy places the organism in Eukaryota, Metazoa, Chordata, Actinopteri, Cichliformes, Cichlidae.
CGGCCGACCAGCUGCCCUGAGCAGAGUCAGCGUUCCCAGCCUGGACGCCUCGGCUGGAGGGACUGCUGUUACGAGGAAAACUACAAAACUACACGGCGGCGUAGGCCUGUAGUUUUGUUUUUUUCUUUGGGGUUCCUUUGAGGCUCAACUGUUCCCCUUUUGGAUUUUCUGACUCCGUUUUCUGGAUAAAGAUUUUAGAUUUCCUGCUGAGCGCCCAAAUCUGGGCUUCCCAGGCAUCCUUGUCCAGACAAGGUGCCAGCCAACAUGUCAACACAAGCGCCGACAUUCACACAGCCGCUACAGAGCGUCGUGGCACUUGAGGGUAGUGCCGCGACGUUCGAGGCUCAAAUUAGUGGUUCUCCAGUUCCCGAGGUGAGCUGGUUCCGCGAUGGCCAGGUUCUUUCCACCACCACUCUGCCAGGUAUACAGAUCUUGUUCAGCGAUGGCCGCGCUGUUCUGAGGAUUCCCGCUGUGACGGCUGCACACAGCGGAAGGUUUUCUGUUAGAGCCACGAACGGAGCUGGACAAGCCACAAGCACCGCUGAACUCCUGGUUACAGUGGAGACGGCGCCUCCGAAUUUCCUUCAAAGACUUCAGAGCUUAACAGUGAGACAAGGCAGCCAGGUGAGGCUGGAUGUGCGAGUGGCAGGAAUCCCAACACCAGCCGUUAAGUUCUACAGAGAAGGGGCCGAGAUUCAGAGCUCGGCCGACUUCAGGAUCCUCCAAGAUGGAGACCUGUACACUUUGUUGAUCGCUGAAGCCUUCCCAGAGGACUCUGGGACAUAUUCUGUGACUGCCACCAACAACAGCGGACGGGCCACCUCCACUGCUGAAUUGCUAGUUCAGGGUGAGGAAGCUGUGCCAGCUAAGAAACUGAAGACUGUUUCCACAUCCCAAAUAACGGCUUCCCAGAGCAGAGUACAGAGGGUGGAGACUAGUUUCCAGGCCUCCACUAAGAGGGAGAUCCAUGUAGGAGAAGGAAUGAUCACUCAGCAUUUGGCUCACAAAACCCCCCCACGGGUUCCUCCAAAGCCGACCUCCAAGUCCCCGCCGUCCUAUGUUUCCAAGGUGACGGCAGGACGUCAGCAGUCCCCUUCGCCUGUCAGACAUGUGAAAGGGCCAACACCGACACCUGUCAGACCAGUGUCUCCAUCCACCAAACUGUCUGUUUCUCCCAUCCGACCAGUCAAGUCUCCCAUCAUGACCAGGAAACAGGUGUCUACCUCUGCAGAGGUUCUGCCGCCCUGGAAACAGGGAGACUACGCGACUGAAGCGAGCUAUACCAGCAUGGCCAGCAUGGCCAGCAUGGCAAGCAUGACCGCUGUCAGCAGCACCACUCAGCUUCACAUGGAGAAGCACUGGGAGCAGCAGGUGGCUGCCACCAGAGAGGAUGAGGGAGAAAAAAAGGCUGAGGCAGUGGCUACAGUGGUGGCCGCUGUUGACCUUGCUCGUGUCCUCAAGCCUGUGCAUGGGGAGGGUGGUCGGAAAGAGGAAGAGGAGGAUGUGGAGUUGAGGAUAAAGCAACAGGCGGCAGCGACUGCAGAGAAACAAGUUAUUGCAACAAAAACACUUCCUACUGAGCCUGCUGUGUCUGCAGAGCAGCACAGAGUCCAGGUCUCUCAGAUUCAGAGAACAACAGAAAUCUUCUCCUGUGUGGACACUGGUGUCGUCCAGCCCCCAGGUCCACAUUUCACAGUUUCUAAAGUUUCUGUUCCUAAACAUGAACCUAGACAUGAGGUGUCCCUUGCUGGCUCUGCCAUCGCUACGCUGCACAAAGAGCUAUCCUCCCCUUCAACCCCCAGAAAGAUCAUCAAGCCAGUCAAAUCUCCCAGUCCGUCUCGACAGGCGGCGGUGGAGGUUCAUGUGAUACCUGAGCCCUUCCCAUCACCGUUCAGAGAUGUGCGAUAUAAGACUCAACUUGACAGCAGAGGCGCUUAUGCGUUUAGUGAGGAAGAAUUUGAGGAAUGGGAGCCUCAGGAGGUGGCUGCAGUGCCUACAAGAUUCCAGGAGCCUGUUGUUCCACCCACUCUUAUUGCUGGACUGAAGAACCUGACUGUGACCGAAGGUGAGUCAGUGACCUUGGAGUGCAAAAUCAGCGGUCACCCUUCCCCGGUCAUAAUCUGGUUCAGGGAGGACUACAAGCUCGAGAGCUCCAUUGACUUCCAGAUCAGCUAUGAGCACGGAUUUGCCAGGCUGAUUAUUCGUGAGGCAUUUGCUGAAGACAGUGGCCGGUUUACCUGCUCUGCCACCAAUGAAGCAGGAACUGUGAGCACCUCCUGCUACCUGCUUGUGAAAGUUUCAGAAGAAAUCGAAAGCAGAGAGGAAACAGCUGUCACAGAAAUUGCAAUCACACAAGAAAAAACUGUUGCAGCUGAAGCAAAGCUGCAGACUGUGACAGAGUUGAGCGCAGGAGAACCUGCAGCUCCGUUCUUCAUCAAGAAACCCACUGUGCAGAAGCUAGUGGAGGGAGGGAGUGUUGUGUUUGAAUGCCAGGUUGGAGGAAAUCCAAGACCUCACAUUAUCUGGAAGAAGAAUGGCGUGCUGCUUACCACUGGAUACAGAUACAAAGUUGCCUACAAGGAAACUGGAGAAUGUAAACUGGAGAUCUCGAUGACCUUUGCUGACGAUGCCGGAGAAUACUCCAUCUUUGCUAAAAAUCCCCACGGAGAAGCUUCAGCUUCCACCAGCCUGUUGGAGGAAGAGGAAUAUGAAGCACAUAUGAAGCAGCAUGAUGUAACAUAUAAAACUGAAGUGACUACAUCAGUGGUUCAGGAACCCUCUGUGGUCGUGAGUCAGUAUGAAUUGGAACAGAGGAGGACAAUAACCCCGAUGAGCUUCGUCUCAGAAACGGAAUUCCUCAUUUCAGCCUUUGAGGAGAGGAUAAUACAGAAGAUCGAACUGUGUAUCAUGAGAAUCACUUACAAAGAGCUUGUGGUAGAGGACGGAGAGCUGAUAGUGACUAUAGCAGAUGAGGAGGCAGUGCAGCCAGCCUUUGACACACCAGUGAAAAACUACAGGAUUAUGGAGGGAGUGGGAGUCACUUUCCACUGCAAGAUGGUUGGAAAACCACUGCCAAAGAUUGCCUGGUACAAAGAUGGCCAGCGCAUCAGGCCCGGUGCGCGUUACCAAAUUGAAGUUCUUCAAGAUGGGCGAGCCAGUCUUCGUCUGCCUGUGGUGCUGCCAGAGGAUGAAGGCGUGUACACUGCUUUUGCCACAAACAUGAAGGGAAAUGCAGUCAGCUCUGGAAAGCUUUAUGUGGAGCCAUCCGAAGCUGUAACGCCGCAGAGAUACACACCACAGCCAGCAGUACAGAGGAUAAGAUCGACAUCUCCUCGUUCUCUGAGCCGCUCCCCAGGGCGUUCCUCCAGCCGAUCUCCUCGACAGUCUCCUGCCCGUCGAUUUGACGAAACAGACGAGACUCAGCUUGAAAGACUAUACAAACCUGUAUUUGUCAUGAAGCCCUCCUCAAUAAAAUGUUCUGAGGGGCAAACUGCCCGAUUUGAUUUGAAAGUUGUUGGCAGGCCAAUGCCUGACACAUACUGGUUCCACAAUGGACAACAAGUGAUCAAUGAUAACACACACAAGAUAGUGAUUAAAGAGGAUGGUACUCAGUCCAUGAUCAUUGUCCCAGCCAUACCACAAGACUCUGGAGAGUGGACGGUUGUUGCUCAGAAUAGAGCUGGACGGGCAUCUCUCAAUGUAACUCUUACUGUUGAUGCUCAAGAAACCGUGGCACGUCCUCAAUUUGUUGAAAAGCUGAAAAACAUCACUGUAAAGCAGGGCACUCUGGUUGAGUUGGCUGUCAAAGCCAUUGGAAACCCCCUGCCAGACAUUGUGUGGCUGAAAAACAGUGACAUCAUCACCCCACACAAGCAUCCACAGAUAAAGAUUGAUGGCACCAAAGGAGAAGCCAAAUUCCAGAUUCCAUCUGCUUCAGGCUCAGACAGCGCCUGGUACACUGCUACAGCCAUCAACAAGGCUGGUAGAGACACCACUCGUUGCAGAGUCAAUGUUGAGGUGGACUUUGCUGCCCCUCAAACCGAGAGGAAGCUCAUUAUUCCUAGAGGAACCUACAAAGCUAAAGAGAUUGCAGCACCCGAGUUGGAGCCGCUUCAUUUGCGAUACGGUCAAGAGCAGUGGGAGGAGGGUGAUCUUUAUGACAAGGAGAAGCAACAGAAACCACAAUUCAAGAAGAAGUUGACAUCUAUCAGAAUGAAGUGUUUUGGACCAGCCCAUUUUGAGUGUAGACUCACUCCUAUUGGUGACCCCACUAUGGUAGUGGAGUGGCUGCAUGAUGGCAAACCUCUGGCUGCUGCUAAUAGGUUGCGUAUGGUCAAUGAAUUUGGGUACUGCAGCCUUGAUUAUGAAGUUGCUUAUGCUAGGGACAGUGGUGUUAUUACUUGCAGAGCCACAAACAAAUUUGGAGUUGACCAGACCUCAGCCACCCUGAUUGUCAAAGAUGAGAAGGGACUUGUUGAGGAAACACAACUUCCUGAAGGCAGGAAGGGAGCAUAUAGGAUGGAUGAGAUUGAGCGCAUGGCUCAUGAGGGAGGACCUGCAGGAGUUGGCGCUGAUGAAGAAUCUGAAAAGACAAAACCUGAUAUAGUCUUGCUUCCUGAACCUGCAAGAGUGCUGGAAGGCAACAUUGCACGAUUCCGCUGCAGAGUAACUGGUUAUCCAGCACCAAAGGUUAAUUGGUACCUCAACGGACAACUUAUUCGCAAAAGCAAGAGAUAUAGACUCCGUUAUGAUGGUAUUUACUAUUUAGAGAUUGUUGACAUCAAGUCCUAUGACUCAGGAGAGGUUAGGGUGGUUGCUGACAAUCCUUUAGGAACAGCUGAGCACACAGUAAAGCUAGAGAUCCAGCAGAGGGAAGACUUUAGAUCUGUCCUGCGUCGUGCACCAGAACCAAAACUUGCAGAGGCUACACACGAGCCUGGCAAGAUUGGAUUUGAUGUUGUGAAGAUGGACCGACCUAGUGAGGCUUCACAAGACAGGGAAGUGGUUAAGCUGCGUAAGACACAGAGAAUUCUUCAUGAGAAAACUUCAGAGGAGUCUGAAGAACUGAAGAGCAAGUUCAAGCGCAGAACAGAGGAGGGUUUCUAUGAGUCUAUCUCGGCUGUAGAGCUUAAGUCUCGCAAGAGGGAUGACUCUUAUGAAGACCUAUUGAAGAAGACUAAAGAGGAGCUGCUCCAUCGCAUGAAAGAGAAAGAAGAAGCUGAAAGGAAGAAGAUGGAGGAAGAGGGUAAACUCACUAUCCCCACAAUAAAACCUGAACGGAUAAUGCUCUCUCCCAGCAUGGAAGCACCCAAGAUCCUGGAACGCAUUGCAAGCAAGACUGUUGCUCCAAUGGAUGAGGUUCGUUUCAGAGUCAGAGUAGUUGGUAGACCAGAACCUGAGUGUCAGUGGUUCAAGAAUGGCAUUCAGCUGGAAAAGUCUGACCGUAUUUACUGGUACUGGCCUGAGGACAAUGUAUGUGAAUUGGUCAUAAGAGAUGUCGAAACAGAAGAUUCUGCUAGCAUCAUGGUUAAGGCCAUUAAUAUUGCUGGGGAGUCCUCAAGUCAUGCCUUCCUGCUUGUACAAGCCAAGACAGCAGUUAGCUUUAGCCAAAACUUGGAGGAUACGAGCGCCAAUGAGAAGGAUACCAUGGUGACCUUUGAGUGUGAAACCAAUGAACCCUUCGUCAAAGUCAAAUGGUUUAAGAACAACAUGGAGAUCUUCUCAGGAGACAAAUACAGAAUGCACUCUGACAGAAAAGUCCACUUCCUAUCUGUGCUAAUGAUUGAAAUGAGGGAUGACGCAGAAUACACCUGUGUGAUUGCAGAUGACGAGAACAUAACAACGAGUGCAAGGCUUCACGUGGAAGGUGCUGCUCUCGAUCUCAUCAAACACAUGGAGAACAUUGAGGUACCAGAAUCCUAUGCUGGCGAGUUUGAGGUCGAGUUAUCUCGUGAAGAUGCUGAGGGCAGCUGGCUCUUUGGAGACAAAGUUCUCUCACCCAGCAAUAAAUACAUCAUAUCGUCACGUCGAGGAAGACACACUUUGUCUGUCAAGGAUGUCAGGAAAGAGGACCAGGGAAAAUACACCUUUGUAUGCGGUGAUCUGAAGACCAGUGCCUCUCUGAAAAUGAAAUUGCGUCCAGUGACACUGAUGCAGCCCCUGACUGAUCUGAUAGUCUGUGAGGGUGAUAUUGCUCAGCUGGAGGUCAGGUUCUCCCAAGAGAAUGUUGAGGGAACCUGGAUGAAGAACGGCCAGGCCAUUUCUGCCUCGGAACGUAUCCACAUUGUCAUUGACAAGAUGGUUCACAAGCUGCUGGUGGAGAAUAUCAGCACAGAAGAUGCUGCCUUGUACUCUUUUGUGGUUCCUGCCCAGGACAUCUCCACUUCAGGCAAACUCGGUGUUCAAACUAUUGGCAUUGUAGUGCCACUGAAGGAUGUAUCCUCUAUUGAAGGCACAAAGGCUGUCCUGGAGACUAAGAUCUCUGCGCAGGACAUCAGUUCUGUCAAAUGGUACCAUAAUGACAAACUGUUGACAUCCAGUGACCGAAUCCAAAUGGUGGCAAAGGGAGCAAAGCAGCGGCUGGUCUUCACCAGAACCUUUGCAUCAGAUCAGGGUCACUAUAAACUAGUUGUUGGCAAGGUUGACACCAGCUGUAGCCUGACGGUUGAAGAGGUGCACAUUGUGAAACACAUGGAGGACAAAGUGUGUUCAGAGUCCCAGAAUGUGACGUUUAAUGUUGAAGUCUCUCACCCUGGAAUCGACUCCGUCUGGACAUUCAGGAACCAGCAAAUCAAACCUGGACCCAAAUCCAAGAUUGAGUCGAAGGGAAAGGCUCACUCUCUGACAGUCAUUGACGCCAUGAAAGAUGAGGAGGGCCAGUACAUGUUUCAUGCUGGUGAAAAGACAUCUAGUGCCAAGCUUACUGUCUCUGGUGGCGCCAUUACACGGCCCCUGCAGGAUGUGACAGUGGCGGAGUCUCAGACUGCUGAGCUUGAGUGUGAAGUUGCAAAUGCCAAUGCUGAGGGCAAGUGGCUUAAGGAGGGCCAGCCCAUCGACUUCAAUGAGAAUGUGGUGGGUGAGGUGAACGGGGCCAUCAGGCGCCUCAUCAUCAACAUUACCAGGCCACAGGAUGUCGGAGAGUAUACCUACCAGGUGGCCAACUCCAAAACUACAGCUAAUCUCAGGGUGGAGGGAGUGAAGAUCAAGAAAACUCUGAGGAACCAGACCGUGACGGAGACCCAGGAAGCAGUGUUCACACUGGAGCUCACACACCCCGACGUGAAAGGAUCCCAGUGGAUUAAGAACGGGGUGGAACUGCAAACCAGCGAAAAGUACGAGAUCGUCUCCAGUGGCUUGGUCCAAACGCUGAAGGUCAAGGACUGCAACAUACAGGACGAGUCUGUUUAUUCCUUCAAACUUGGAAAACUUUCUGCCAAUGCCAGACUCAACGUAGAGAAAAUCAAAAUCGUGAAGAAGAUAAAAGAUGCGACGUCUCUGUUGGACGGCACGGCCUCCUUUGAGAUGAGCCUCUCACAUGACGACAUCCCUGUUCGGUGGAUGUUUAAAGGUUUGGAGCUGAAGUCAAGUGAGAAGUGCAAGAUUCUGUCUGAGAGGAAAGCACACAAACUGAUCCUGAAGAAUCUGGACAGCAGCGAUGCAGGAGAGUACGUGGCUGUGAUUGGACACUUGCAGUGCAGUGCCGUACUCACCGUGGAGGCUCUGAAGGUCACUAAACCCAUGAAAAGUGUGGAGGUACCAGAGACUCAAGUGGCCACGUUCGAGUGUGAAGUCUCCCACUUCAAUGUGCCGUCCACCUGGCUGAAGAACGGAGUGGAGAUUGAGAUGAGUGACAAGUUCAGGAUCGUGGUUCAGGGAAAACUCCAUCAGCUGAAGAUCAUGAACACCAGCAGGGACGACUCUGCAGAGUACACCUUCAUUUGUGGCAACGACCAAGUGUCUGCAACACUUACCGUCAACCCGGUUCUGAUCACCUCCAUGCUGAAGGACCUGAAUGCCCAAGAGAGAGACACUAUCACCUUUGAGGUCACCGUCAACUAUGAAGGCAUCACGUACAAAUGGCUGAAGAACGGCGUGGAAAUUAAGUCGUCGGACAGGUGCCAGGUCCGCAGUCGGCAGCUUACGCACUCCCUCACCGUCCGAAACGUUCACUUUGGAGACGGAGGAGAGUACAAGUUUGUGGCCGGCUCUGCCGCCACCACUGCUAAUCUCUUUGUGGAAGCUCGUGUGAUUGAAUUCACCAAGAAGAUCAAGGACAUAAAGAUCACGGAGAAGAAGAAGGCGAUUUUUGAGUGUGAGGUUUCUGAGCCAAACAUCCAGGUGAUGUGGAUGAAGGACGGUCAGGAGAUGGACAUGUCUGAGGAAAGGUAUAUUGUGACAGCAGAGAAGUAUGUUCACCGCCUCGUGAUCCAGACGGUUCGAAUGUCUGAUGCUGGGGAAUAUUCAGUGGUAGCUGGAUCAAGCGUCUCCAAGGCCCGGCUCACUGUGGAGGGUCGCGACAUUCGGAUCUCGGAACCUCCUGAGCGGGAAAUUACGGUUCUGGAGAAACACCGUGCAACCUUUGAGUUUGAAGUGAAUGAAGAAGAUGUGGAGGGUCACUGGCUGAAGAAUGGCGUGGAGAUCCAGUUCUCGAUGGAAGAGAGAUUUAACUACGUGACCAUCAGGAAGCUGCAUCGCCUCACCAUCUCAGAGACCUACAGGAGUGAUGCUGGGGAGUACACCUUCAUCGCUGGCAAAAAUAGAAGCACCAUGCAGCUUCGAAUAAACAUCCCCGAGCCUCCUCAGAUCCUUCGCCACAUGGAGCCCCAGUCGGUCGAGGCUGGAAAACCAGCUCGCUUCUCAGUCCAGGUGAGCGGUGUUCCCCAGCCUCAGGUCUUCUGGUACAAAAACUCCCAGGCUCUCUCCGCUGGCUUCAAGUGCAAGUUCCUGCACGAUGGCAACGAGCACACACUGCUGCUCAUCGAGGUCUUUCCUGAAGACGCUGCUGUCUACACCUGUGAGGCCAAGAACGAGUAUGGCACUGCCACAAGCACCGCAACACUCAAUGUUGAAGUUUCAGAGGUGGUUUCUCCAGACUCCCCCGCUACUGUUGCUCCCCCUGUCAUCAUCUCACCCAUUGCCAGCACUCCAGCCUGCGAGGGCGCACCAGCUUGCUUCCAGUGCAAAGUCCGUGGAGAUGAUGUGAAGAUAAGCUGGUUCCACAAGAAAAAGGAAAUCAAACAGUCCGAAUUCUUCAGGAUAUCUCAGUUUGAUGACAGCUGUCAGCUGGAGAUCUCCAGGGUUUAUCCAGAGGACGAGGGCGAGUAUACCUGCAUGGCCACAAACAAUGGAGGGACGGUAUCCUGCUCUGCAACUCUUACAUUCGACGUGACUCACGUGAGAGAGCAGGCUGAAACCAAGACUGAGCUGGAAGUCAAAGCGCCCCCUGUCUUUAGGCAGAAAAUCGCACCUCUGGAGAUAAAUGUCGGCAGUCACACCAAGUUUGAAUGUGAGAUUGAAGAAGCUCCGGACGUGGCGUUCAAAUGGUACAAAUCUGGCACCGAAAUCAGACAGAGUGAAAAGUAUCGGAUCGUCAGCCGCCACACUAGUUCCUCUUUAGAGCUCCUGAACCCUGUCAAAGCUGAUAGCGGAGAAUACACCUGUAAAGCUUCAAAUCAACACGGCACAGACAGCUGCACUGCCUCGCUCAUUGUCACCGAGAUGUACCCACCAGUAUUUGUAUCAAAACCAGACCCAAUGACUUUAUAUGUGGGAAAACAAGCUGUGUUCCAGUGCUCGCUUACUGGAUCCUCGCCUAUGGAAGUUGUCUGGCACAAGGACAACAUAACAAUUUCCUCUGAAGGGAACUAUGUCAUGAAAUGUGAAAAGAACAAGUAUUCCCUUCACAUUAAAAGGCUUGAACUGACUGAUCAGGGAGUGUACCUGUGCAAGGCUUCCAACAGUGUUGGUGUAGCUACUUUUGCAGUAGAACUCAAGGUUAUUGACAAGCCCCGGUUUGUUACGGUCAUUGAGCCAGUAUCUGCAGCUGUUAAUGACCCAUUGAGGCUGGAGUGCCACGUGAAUGAGGACACUGGUGUGGCUGUCACCUGGACCAGGGAUGGCAAAAAAGUCCACCAGAGUAUGGAGAGUAAACUGUCCUUUGAGGACAAGGUCGCUGUUCUGGAGAUCCCCAAGUCCAAACUAAAGGACUCUGGGAAAUAUGUGUGCACAGCUGCAAACGAGGCUGGCAGCUCCUCCUGUGAGGCUGUGAUAACAGUUCAAGAGCCCCCCGCCUUUGUGAAGAAAAUGGAAUCUAAGCUCACAUGGAAACAGGGUAUAGCUGCACGCUUACAGUGCACAAUCAAAGGAUCGCCUGAACUUCACAUCCACUGGUUCUGGAAUGAAAGAGAGCUGAGUAAUGGAGACAAACAUAAAAUAUCUUUCAAGAGUGGAGUUGCUACUGUGGAGAUCAUGAACGUUCUGGUCACAGACAGUGGCAGAUACACCUGUGAGGUGUCAAAUAAUGCUGGGAGUGAAAGCUGCAGUACUCUUUUAGCUGUUAAAGAGCCACCGUGCAUUAGAAAAGACCUGCAGACAGUAGAGGCAGUGAAGGGAGCAGCUGCUCACCUGGAGUGCGAGGUCACAGGAACGGCUCCUUUUGAAAUCACUUGGUUAAAAAAUAAGAAACCCAUCACCAGUGAUCAGAAAUAUAAAUUGAUUUCCCAAGACUCAAUAGCAAGGCUGGAGAUUCAAACAUUUGACACUGCAGAUAUUGGAGAUUAUCAGUGUGUCAUAUCAAAUGAUGUGGGAAAAGUCACCACUAAGGCUAUGGCUAAACUUAAAGAUCCACCAACUUUCUCAAAAAGGGUUGAGAGUGUUACAGCAGUCUUGGGAAAUACAGUAAAACUACAAGGAAUGAUUAAAGGUUCGACUCCCAUCACUGUGAAAUGGAUGAAAGACUCCAAGAUGCUAAGAGACGAUGAUCCAAAUAUCAAGAUGGUUUUUGAGAACGGUGUUGUGAGUUUGUCGAUAACAACAGUUGCCAUCAGCCAUGGUGGCAAGUAUUCAUGCCAAGCGGAGAACGAGGCUGGGCAACAAAAGUGUGAAGCGAUCUUGACUGUGCAAGAACCUGCUAGGAUUGUAGAACCUGCAGAGUCCAUUAGUGUGACGGCAGGGGACUCAGCCGCAUUGGAGUGCACGGUCUCUGGAAGCCCAGAUCUCAAAGUGAAGUGGUUUAAAGAUGGGAAGGAGAUCAUUAGUGGCCGUAAAUAUAAGAUGACUCUGAAGGAUAAUAUUGCCACCCUGAAAAUUCUUACUGCAGAAAGAGGAGAUACUUCGGAGUAUAAAAUGGAAGUGGCAAAUAAAGUCGGGAAAGACCAGUGCACAUGCUCAGUCACUGUCUUAGAUCGGAUAAUGCCUCCAGCUUUCACCAAGUCGCUGAAAAGAGUUGACGGUAACAUUGAUAAUCCCGUCUCCAUGGAUUGCAAGGUGUCUGGGUCACAGCCCAUGACUGUGACUUGGUUCAAAGACGACCAGGAGAUUGUUUCUGGAGACAAAUUCCAGCCUGAAUUUAAAGACAGCUCUGCUAUACUGAGAAUCACGUGGCUAGAAAAGGCUGACUCUGGUGUUUACAAAUGCAGAGCCACCAACUCAGCUGGCUUUAAAGAAACCAGCGGCACGCUCUAUGUGAAAGAACCCCCAGCGUUCACAGUGAAACCACACGACCAGGAUGUUAUUCCAGGAACUACAGUUUCCUUAAGAACAGCAUUCACUGGAACAGCUCCUUUAACUGUGAAGUGGUUCAGGGAAGAAAAGGAGAUCAUUACAGGGGGCACUUAUUUCAUUAAAAAAGAUGCCUCUUCAAGCUCUUUGGAGCUUCACUCUGUAAAGCCCACUGAUACCUCGAAAUACACGUGCGAGGUAUCCAACGAUGCCGGGAAGGUAGACUGCACGGUAGUCCUCUUUGUGAAAGAACCUCCCGUGUUUGUGAGGAAACCCGAGGCAACCAAGCUCAUCACCAGUGGUGACUCUGCCAGGCUGGAGGGCAAAGUAACUGGCAGCCCAGUCAUCAGUUUCAAAUGGUUCAAGGAUGAAAUGGAGAUCAGUGCCAGUACUAAAUACACGAUGAGCUUGAUCGACUUGAUGGCAACUCUAGAAAUAGCUAAUUGUACAGUAGAGGACAGUGGAGAUUAUGUGUGUGUGGCAUCAAGUGAGGCUGGAAGUGACCGUUGCACCUGCACAGUUAUAGUCAAAGAACCGCCAUUGUUUCUGCGUAGCUUGGAGCACAAGGACGUGGUGAAAGCUUCUGAGCUGACGCUAGAGUGCCAAGUCUCUGGUUCUGCUCCUUUUACUGUGUCAUUUUAUAAAAACUCCAAAUUGAUUCGGAACGACAAAAGACACAGGAUUACUGUGAAAGAUGACCUGCUAGCACUGCAGGUUCUUGCAGUAGAAACAGGAGAUGUUGGUUUGUACCAGUGUAGUGUUGAGAAUGAAGUGGGAAGGGCCUCCUGUGAUUGUCAUGUAACGCUAAAAGAACCACCAUCAUUUGUUCGAAAGCUGGAGAACCUCAGCUCAUUGGCUGGCAGCGAGGUUUCUCUCAUUUGCAGUCUGAAAGGUUCUGAGCCCAUGACUGUGGCCUGGCUAAAAGACAACCAUGAGCUCAAAGAGGCUGAAAACAUUCAGAUUACAUAUGAGAACAAGACUGCGCUACUGCAGAUCACCAACUUACAGAGCAGUCACUGUGGUAAAUACUCUUGCCAGGUGCAGAAUCAGGCUGGCAGCCAGACAUGCUCUGCUGUGCUGACAGUCAAAGAACCAGCAAAAAUCACAGAAGAGGUAAAGUCUAUCAGUGUGACUCAGGGGGAUCCGGCUACUCUGGAAGCCAGGUUCUCAGGCACAAAACCCCUGAAGGUCAGAUGGCUAAAGGCUGGCAAGGAGCUGACCUCAGGCCAGAGAUAUAAAGUGCAGAGCAAAGAUACCAGUUCUGUGUUGAAGAUUAUUAAAACUCAGAAAAGUGAUGAUGGUGAAUAUGUCUUUGAGGUUUCAAACGAUGUUGGACAAAGUUCGUGUGAUGCCACACUCACCAUUCUCGAUCAAAUAAUUCCUCCGUCUUUUACAAGAAAACUGAAACAGACAGAGGGUGUCAAAGGAUCAUUUGCGCAUCUGGAGUGUCUUGUGUCUGGUUCUCUUCCAAUAACCAUACAGUGGUACAAAGAUGAGAAAGAGAUCCAAACCGAUGACAAACACAAAUGCACAUUCUUUGAAAAUGUUCCCUUUCUAGAAAUCUCCAAUCUCGACACUAAAGACAGUGGCAAUUAUACCUGCAUUGCUACAAAUAAAGCAGGAACGGUCCAGUGCUCUGGAGUCUUAUUUGUGAAAGAAUCCCCGUGCAUUCUUGAAAAACCUGAAUCCAUAAAUGUUUUGCCUGGCUCAAAAGUCCAAUUUAGUGUACUGUUCUCUGGCACACCACCACUCACCACCAAAUGGUUUAAAAGCAAUAAAGAGAUCCUGUCCAGUGCUGACUGGUCGGUGAUCAAAGAUAACACCUCGAGCACACUGGAACUCUUCUUCGCAAAAACCACAGAUUCUGGAGACUAUGUCUGCCAAAUACAGAACGAUGUUGGCUCCGCUUCAUGCCAAGCAACACUCUUUGUCAAAGUGCCUCCAAAGUUUACACAGAUCCCAGCCCGUGUGUCUGUAGUUUGUCCUGGUCAGAGUAAGGUUUUUGAGUGCCAGGUGACCGGCACACCUGAGAUUGACAUCUACUGGUUCAAAGAAGGCUCUGAAAUCAGCCCCACUGAUCACUAUAAGAUGGCCUUCGUCAACUCUGUGGCAACACUGGAAGUCUGUGGGGCUGAGGUUAAACAUAGUGGGCUUUACUACUGCGAAGCUCGUAAUGAAGCUGGCAGUGAGAGCUGCAGCAUGGAGUUGAAGGUCAAAGAACCGCCAUCGUUUAUUAGAGAACUGGCUCGAGCUGAUGUUGUGAAGGGCUCCGCUGCCAUUUUAGAGUGUCAAGUUGCUGGGACGGGUCCCUUUGAGAUAACAUGGCACAAAGAUGGAAAGGAGCUCAAACCCAGUGCUAAACAUGCCUUCUCUCAGUUAAAUGACACUGUGUGUCUUGAAGUGCACAAAUGCGAUGCUGUAGAUAUUGGUGAAUAUCAAUGCACUGUUGCUAACGAGGUGGAAAGCUGUACUUGUAAGACUACACUAAGCCUCAAAGAACCACCAACAUUCAUCAAGACAAUUGAGAACACUGCUACUGUUCUGGGUAAAAUGGCAGAGUUUCAGUGCAUUGUGAAAGGCUCUCCCAUCACCUCUGUACAGUGGAAAAAAGAUGAGAAUUGGAUAUUGGAGGAUCCAAAGAUUCAGAGAACAUUUGAAAGCAAUGUGGCUACACUCCGGAUCCCUGCCUGUGAGGCGAUACACGGUGGCAAAUACACCUGCCAGGUGGUAAAUGAGGCUGGGCAGGAUAAGUGUUUUGCCACCCUCACAGUGCAAGUGCCUCCGCAGAUCACAGAGAAACCUGAGGUGGUAAAGGUUACAGUUGGAGAUCCAGUCAGUCUGGACUGUAAGGUUACAGGCUCCCCUGAACUCAGGGUGAAAUGGAUGAAAGAUGGCAGGGAGCUCAAGUCCAUCAGGCAGCACAAGCUGAUCUUUGAGAACAAUAUCAGCAGCCUAAAGAUUCAGGCUGCGCAGACAGAGGAUGAAGGAGAGUAUGUCUUUGAGGUGGUAAACUACAUCAGUAGCUGUACCUGCAAAGUCAAGCUAAUUGUAUUAGAGCAAGUAAUUGCCCCAAGCUUCAUCAAACCCCUGGUAGACAUGCACGAGAUAUUGGGGUCCUUUGUUCAGAUAUGUUGCAAAAUAUCUGGUUCUCUCCCCAUCUCUGUGGAAUGGAAGAAAGAUGGAACCAAAAUCUCUAGUGGUCUAAAGCACAAGCUCAUUCAGCAGGACAACUCUGUGUCCAUUGAAAUUGAACAGCUAGAGAGAUCUGACGCAGGGUUAUACUCUUGCAAACUGACUAACGCAGCAGGAAGCUGUGAAUGCAGUGGGUCCAUCGUGGUCAAAGAACCGCCAAGCUUUGUGACAGUGCCCGAGUCGCAGACUGCUCUACCCAAAGCCACUGCACGCUUCAAAGGCACUUUUAAGGGAACUCCUCCCUUCACAGUCAAAUGGUUUAAGGAUGACGCAGAGCUUAUGACUGGGCCUACUUGUUUAAUAGGGCUUGAUGGGCUGUCCUGUUUCUUAGAGCUCUAUUCAGUGGGCGUCACACAGAGUGGAGUCUACUCUUGCCAAGUCAGCAACGAUGCUGGCUCCGUACACUGUAGUGCAAACCUGACAGUAAAAGAACCACCUGAAUUUCUACUGAAACUCCCUGCCAAUAAGUUUUUGAAGCAGGGUGAGUCACUCCGCCUGGAGUGCAAAGUCAGUGGCACAGUCCCUCUGAAAAUUACCUGGUACAAAAACGACGCCAAAGUUACAGACGGUGGCAACUACAGGACGUCGUUUGUUGACUCAGUAGCAGUGCUAGAACUGGUCUCCACUAGUUUUGAGGAUGAUGGAGUUUACACCUGUGAGGCUCAGAAUGAUGCUGGCAGUGUGAGCUGCAGCACUACACUUACCAUUAAAGACCCCCCAUCUUUUGUCAAAAUACCCCAGCCUGUUGAAGGGCUGAAGGGUAAGGACGUAAGUCUGUACUGCGAGAUGAGUGGUACAGCUCCAUUCCAGAUCACCUGGUUUAAAGACAGGAAACCUCUCAUGGAGAGCAGGAAGUUUAAGCUGGUGAGCGAGGGCAGCUCGGCCACACUGCAUGUCAUUGGAAUAGAGCCCUCAGACGCCGGCGAAUACGAGUGCAAAGUGUCAAACAGUGUAGGAAGCGAUACCUGCCAGACAUCAAUUAAACUCAGAGAGCCACCAUCAUUUGUGAAGAGACUGUCAAACAUUACAGUGAUACUGGGAGGGGAGGUGACCCUUGUGGCCACUGUUAAAGGCUCUGAACCCAUUACUGUGUCCUGGGUUCAAAACAAGGAUCACAUUCUCAGGGACAGUGACAACAGGAAAAUCACCUAUGAAAACAACCAGGUGGCAGUUAAAAUCUUUAACGCUGAUGCAACUACGGCAGGCAAAUAUACCUGCCAACUCAGAAACGAUGCUGGGAGUGUGGAGUGUUUCGCUAACUUGACUGUUCUAGAGCCUGCUAAAAUAGUGGACAAGCCCGAUGCUCUGAGCGUGACGGCAGGUGAUAUGGCUGCCCUGGAGGUCAAAGUGUGUGGAACCCCAGAGCUCAUACCCAAGUGGUUCAAAGAUGGUGCUGAGCUGGCUUCUGGGAGAAAAUACAAAAUCUCAUUUUCCCGGAUGAUUUCCAGCCUGAAUGUGCUGUCUGCUGAGAAAGUUGACUCUGGAGAAUACACGUUUGAGAUUAUGAAUGAAGUUGGGAAGGACCUGAGUAAAAUCAACCUCACUGUUUUAGAUAAGACGAUUCCUCCAACAUUCUCACGGAAACUGAAGGACUGUACCACUGUCGUUGGAAAACCUUUAGAAAUGGAGUGCAAAGUGUCAGGCUCAUCUCCUUUUACCAUUUCAUGGUACCACAAUGACGAGGAGAUAAAGAGUGGGCCAAAUUAUGAGAUUUCAUUCAGUGACAACAACUGUACACUAAAGGUGCUCACGCUGAAGCUGGCUGACUCUGGAGCAUACAAGUGUAAGGCUGUCAACAAGGCGGGAACCACAGAAACUACAGCCUUCCUGGUUGUUCGAGAACCUCCAACGUUUGUGGUGCCACCGCAGCCAGUGGAGGCCAUGCCAGGCUCUAACGUGACGUUCUCAGCCAUGGUGAAAGGCAGCGCCCCUCUCAAACUCAAGUGGUUCAGAGGGACGAAAGAGAUCGUAGCUGGACAUGGCUGCGAUUUCUCCCUGGAUGAUAACAAAGUUCUAUUAGAGCUUUACAACGUGGACAAAUCUCAUGCUGGAGAGUACACCUGUCAGAUCAUUAAUGACGCAGGAAAAGAAAGCUAUCCAGUGAAUCUCACUGUCAAAGAGCCAGCAACUUUCUCAAAGAAGCUGAAGGACAUAUCAGUUGAGAAGGGCAAAGCAUUAACUCUGGAGUGCACAUACACGGGCACCCCCAUGAUCACUGUGAGCUGGUACAAAGAUGGCCAGCAGAUCUUUGCUUCAUACAAAUACAACAUUACCACAACAGAAAGCUCCUGUAUCUUGGAGUGUCUCAGCACUGAUGACAAGGAGGCUGCAGGAAAAUACUGCUGCCAAGUGAGCAACGAUGCUGGGAAAGACACGUGUGAGGCAGUGGUUUCUAUCCUCGAGCCACCAUAUUUUACCGAGUCACUGGAGCCCAUGGAGGUGACAGCUGGAGAUGCUGUCUGUCUGAAAUGUCAGGUCGCAGGCACACCUGAGAUCAAGGUGUCCUGGUUCAAGGCUGAUGGCAAAGUCAGGUCUAGCCCCACCUGCAAGCUGGAGUACACAAAGGGUGUUGCCUGUUUGAAGCUAAGUAAAGCCACCAAGUCCGAUAUCGGAGAGUACACCUGCAAGGCAGAGAACAGGAUUGGCUCUGCUUCCUCCAGCUGCAGACUCAAUGUGCUAGAAGCUAAAACGCCACCAUCAUUCCCAAAGAAGAUCACCAGCCUGCAGCAAACCGAGGGCCAGCCAGUGCGCUUUGAGUGCCGCGUGGCUGGCUCAUUGCCCAUCGAGGUGUCCUGGCUGAAAGACGGCAAACCUCUGAGUCAGGGGGAGGAGUUCUCCAUGCUGUAUGAUGAUAACACAGCGGUUCUGCAGAUCAACAACAGUGAGAUGAGGCACUCUGGGGAGUACACUUGCGCGGCCACCAACAGCGUGGGCUCAGCUUCAUGCAGAGCCAAGCUCACUCUGCAAGAACCCAGAUACCCUCCGGUAUUUGACAGGAAAUUGUCACUACAGGAGGUGACAGUGGGUGACAGCAUUGAGCUGGAAUGUCACAUGACUGGUUCUGCCCCCAUUAAAGUCACUUGGUCCAAAGACCACAAAGAUAUUCGCUCUGGGGGGAAUUAUAAGAUUAGCUGUGUGGAAAAUACACCUCACCUGACCAUUCUGAAGGCAGAUAAAUCAGAUACAGGGAGAUACUUCUGCCACGCCUCUAAUGACAUGGGGAAGGACUCUUGUUCCUCUGAUAUCACUGUCAAAGAGCGCAAAAAUCCUCCAGUGUUCACCAAAAAGCCCUCAGAACACAUCGAGGACAUGGAGGGCAAACUGGUGAAGAUUGAGGGCCGAGUCUCCGGGUCGCAGCCCAUGUCAGUCAGCUGGUUCAAAGAUGACAUGGAGAUACAGAGUUCUGACAAGUAUGACAUCAGCUUUAAGAGCAAUGUGGCAGUGCUGUGCAUUAAAAACAGCCAAGUGAUUGACAGCGGAAGGUACUCGUGCCAGGCCUCUAAUGAAGCUGGGAAAGCCUCGUGUGAUGUCACUGUUGGCAUCUCAGAGGCCAGGAAGCCCCCAGUGUUUGACGUACCUCUCAAACCAGCAACUUUGGAUGAGGGCGAAAAGCUAAUUCUCAGGUGCCAUGUCUGUGGAUCUUCCCCGCUGAAGAUCCAGUGGAUGAAGGACAGGAAGGAAUUGACACCAUCUGGCAGCACUAGAAUCAGCUUUUCUGAUGGCACAGCAUGUCUGGAGAUCAGCACAGUCUCUAAACUCAAUGCUGGUGACUACCUCUGCAAGGCUACCAAUGAGGCUGGCAGCGAAUUCUGCAAAGCCAAAGUCACUGUCAAAGAGAAACUUGGAGCAGCUCUGUCUCCUGCUGAAGCUCCAGCAGCUUCUCCAUCCAAAAAAACGGACAAUCUGUUCUUCAUUGAAGAGCCUAAAACUGCACACGUUACCGAGAAGGGAACCGCCACCUUCAUCGCAAAGGUGGGUGGUGACCCCAUUCCCAGUGUGAAGUGGAUGAAAGGGAAGUGGAGGCAAGUGACCCACGGUGGCCGGAUCUCCAUCGAACAGAAGGGCCAAGAGGCCAAACUGGAGAUCAGAGAAGUGACGAAAUCGGACUCUGGUCAGUACAGGUGUGUCGCCUCCAACAAACAUGGCGAGAUCGAGUGCAACACUGACAUGCACGUAGAUGAAAAGAAGGACGUAGCGAUGCUUGAGGGAGACCUCCGCGCUAAACUGAAGAAAACUCCAUCAAAGCAAAAGAGCCCACAGGAGGAAAAAGACAUUGACAUAGUUGAGCUGUUGAGAAACGUGGACCCGAAAGAGUAUGAGAAAUACGCCCGGAUGUACGGUAUCACUGACUACCGAGGCCUACUGCAUGCAAUUGAGCAGCUCAAAAAAGAGAGAGCUGAAGAAAGUGGAAGACAAGAGGUAGACCGUGGAGACAGAGAGUCUGACGAGGACAUGGCCAGGCUGGUGGCUGACCUGCAAAAGAGGAUGGAACGGACUGAGCCUGUCACUGUGGUGAAGGACAUUUCCAAUCAAUCUGUCUUCAUUAAUGAAGAAGCAGUGUUCGAGUGUGAGAUCAAGAUCAACUACCUAGAGAUCACACUGUCCUGGUACAAAGGCACACAGAAACUUGAUACUAGCGACAAGUACAAUAUCACCAUCAGCGGCGACCGCCAUCUUCUCAGGAUCAAGAACUGCCAGUCAUCUGACCAGGGCAACUACAGGGUGGUGUGCGGGCCCCACAUAUCCAGUGCCAAGCUCAGUGUCAUGGAGGUGGAGGUUGAGAAACAUCUACAGGACACAAUGGGUAAGGAAGGCCAGUCAUGUACUAUGUCAUGUCAGAUGUCCAUCCCUAAUGUAGAGGCUCAGUGGUUUAAAAAUGGAAAGCAGUUAGAAAUGAAGGACAGGUACACAUCUGAGGUGAAACACAAGGUUCAGAAGCUACUGAUCAGAGACCUGAAGCCUGAAGACCAAGGAAGAUACACCUGCAAGUACCAACAGCUGGAGUCUUCAGCAGACCUCUGGGUGGAAGCUGAACAAAUUCAUUUCACCAAACGCAUCCACAACAUCGAAGUCAAUGAGCGACAGUCAGCCACCUUUGAGUGUGAAGUGUCCUUUGACAAUGCCAUUGUUUCAUGGUACAAAGACACCUGGGAACUGAAAGAGAGCCCUAAGUACAACUUCAGAAGCGAGGGCCGAAGACAUUUCAUGGUCAUUCAAAACGUGACCGUUGAAGACGAAGGCGUGUACUCAGUAAUUGUGAGGUUGGAACCCAGGGGAGAGGCUAAGAGCACAGCUGAGCUUUAUUUGUCUGGCAAAGAAAUCGAAUUAGCAAUGGUCCCCAUUGAUAUGCCAGAUUCCUCUGUUCAGAGGCCUGAAGUGCCUACGUCAGUUGCAAUUCAAGAGUCUUAUGAAUUCUAUCAUUAUGAAGAAGAGAUUGAAGCAGUUGUAAGAGUUGCCAUUGAGGAGACAGUGGAGACCAAACAAGUUCAAAUGAGAGAGGAAAUCCCAACAAAAGUUGAGGAAAGGCCUAAAGAGAAGCCAACACCAGCAUCACCACAGAGAGAGCCUGAAGCCAGAAAGCAAGUGGAGGAAAAGAUUCCUGUGGUUUCAGUCCCAGAAAAGGAUGUUCCUGUUCCCAGAGAAACAGAGGAAGUCAAAAAGCCAACUGCUUCCCCACCUCCACCUACUGAGAAGCCUGGAGUGCUAAAGAAAGAUGAACCCAAGCCUCAGGUGCCAGCAGACUCCAAAGUAGUGGCCCCUAAAGCUAAGCCUGAAGCUGAGCCCAAGCCCAAACCCAAAGCAGAACCAGAAGCAAAGCCAGUGCCUACACCCAAAGCAGAACCCAAGGUUAAACCUGAACAAAUCCCCGAGCAGGAGCCUGAAGCUAAACCAGUACCAGUAAAGAAAGUGGUGACGCCACCAUCCAAAGUCCCUGAAGAAGCUGCAAAACCAGAUCCAUCAAAGACCAGGCGCAAGCCAGCUGAAACCAGGCUAGAACCAGACAAACCUAAACCGGAAGCUCGUAAACCCGAGCCUUCUCUAACAAAACCAGAACCAAAAGAACCUGCAGUGGUUCCCAAGCCUGAACCUGUGGUGAAAAAAUCAGAAGCAGAAAUAACAGCACCGAAGCCUGCGGUGCCAAAACCGGAACCCCCAGCGACCAAACCGGAACCCCCAGCGACCAAACCAGAACCCCCAGCAACCAAACCAGAACCCCCAGCAACCAAACCAGAACCAACUCCUGCACCAAAGGAACCUACAAAAAAAGCAUCAGAAGAACCAGCAAAGAAGGAGGUUUCAUCUCCAAUCCAACCACCCCAACCUUCACUUGCACAACCAGAAAAGUUUGAGGAACAAGCGCCACAGAAGAAACCUGUGGCAGUUAAAGUUCCUGUGGAGGAAAAAAUAACUGAGCUUCCAAAAGCAGCCAAGAAAGCAGAGCCUGCUGUCGUUCCACCAAAGGAAGAACCAACAAAGAAAGAGAAAGCUUUGAAGCUCGAACCUAAAGCUGUACCUGAAAAAAGCUAUCAGAAGGUGUUUGAUGAGGUUGCUGUGUUGGAGCCUGAACCUGUGAGGCUUCCUGAGAAAAUAUCUGAAUCAGUACCCGAGAGACGCUUGGAGAAAGUGCCGAAACCCGAGAAAGGCGUGAAGGAAAUUCCAAAGCUGGAGCCAGAAAAAUUACCUGAGAAAGUACCAGAAAAACCACGUGAGGAAAAAGUCCCAGAGGAGGCUCUUCCUAAGAGGAAGCCUGUAAAUGUUCCUCAGAAGGUGGUUGAAGAAGCUUUGGUUACUGAGAAGCAGACAUCUGUAAGCACUGAGGAAAUCAAAGUUGAGCUCAUUUCAAAGAAGCAAACAGAGAAGAUCUCCGUAGAGAAAACAGUUCACGUAAAGGCCCCUGAUAAAAUACCUGAUAUUGUAUCUAAGGCCAAACCUAAACAAGAGGUAGAAGAAAUUCUUCCUAAAGAAACCGAAGCUAAGAAGAUUGAGAGGAUUCUGCACACAGAGGUUGAACAGGAUAUAAAAAUUUAUGCUACUAAAAAAGAAACAGAAGACACGAUUCUCACUGCGGCUCCUGAUGCUUUGCCGCCUGAAACACAAGUUGCGGCUAAAACAGAAAGACUAGAGAGAGUUGUUGUAAAGGAGAAGGAGUUGGUGCCAGAAAUCAAAGAAUCACUGGUAAAGCCAGCUGCUCCACCAAAAGAGAGCAAACCACAAGCUGCUGUUAAAGAUCAAGAAGCUGCCAAAAAGCCUGAAGUCACUGAUACUGCCAAGUUAAAAAAGCCAAUCACUCCACCAGAAGAAAAGCCAGUGGUCGCGACAAAGCCCGUUAAGACGGCUGAAGAACCAACUAAGAUGAUUGCAGAGGAGGAAAAACCAGUAACAAAAAAGAUAUCACCUGGAACAGAUGAAUCCAAGGGGCCAGUCCAAGCACCAGGAGGAGUCAAGAAAGCGUUUGAUGCCUCAGAAACAGUUCUACACAAAAAAGGUCAAAAGGUCAAAUUGGAAGAGGAAGGGACGUUUGAGAUCCCCACGUUGAGAAAGACAACCAGGGUCAUGAGAGAGGUGGAAGAAGAACAAGAGAUCAUCAUAUUGAAGAAGAUCCCAUCAGUUCCACACAAAGAGCCUGAACAAGAGGAAUUACCUCUCGUCACCAGGACCACAGUUGUUAAUGUUGAGGAGAUGGUGCAUAAAGAAGAAGCUGCUGAGAUUAUGUUUGUCACCACGAGAUAUGAGGAGGAGAAGAAGCUAAAAGACAAAGCAGAUGUGGUGAAAAAGCCAAAAGUUAUUCAACCUAAAGAAGAAAAGGAACAGAAAGAGACUCCUAAAGAUGCGUGGACCCGGCAGAAGCCUGGCGCAAAAGAUGAGAAACCCAAAGAUACCAUUUCUCUGAAGAAAACUCCCAAGACACCUAAGGAGGAGGAAAGUGCCCCACCCAGUACAGCCCUAAAGAAAGUUAAAAAAUUGCCUUUAGAUGAAGUGGAACCAGAAGUAGUCAAACUGAAACCCUUCGAGAAGCCUCUUAAACCAGCAGAGGAUCCAGAGAAAGACAAGAAGGAGAGGCCAGAGAAGGACACGUCACCUUUUCAGAAGGGGGAAAGGCUUCCCAGACAGGUGGAAACCACAGAACCUCCAAAGCAAUCUGAGAAAGAACCUGUUGAAGUAAAAGAGCCACCAGCCAAGGUGCCAAAACCAGGAGACCAAAAGAAAUCUCCAGAGAAGGAGCCUGAAGAGGACAAAAGGCCAAAAAAGGUGAAGAAGAUUCCAACAGUGGAACCAGAGAUAGAAACAGUCAAGUUGAAGCCCUUUGACAGGCCGGCCAAGCAGGCUACAGAGCCUGAGAAGAAACCCGCAGAGGAGAAAGAAAGGAGGCCAACUGAUGAUCUGCCAAAACGUCACACAAGUCCAGCUGAGACCCCUGAAGAACGGAAACAACAGGCUAAACCAAAGAAACCUGAGAUCCCAGAAGCUCCAGAGAAGAAGCCGGUGAAACCGGAGAAGGUAGAUGCAGCUCCCUUGGAAAAGACCAUACUUCCUGUUCCAGCCCCUGCUGAGAAACCUGAAAAGGUUCUCGAGGAGAAAAAACCUCUGCCAGUGAAGAAAAAAGUGUUAUCAAAGGAAAAAGAGGAAGUAUCUCUAAAACCUGUAGAGCAGCUCAAGAAGGUAGAGCUCAAAAAGACUCCAUCCCCGAAAGUUGAGAAACUUAAAGAAGCAGAGACAGCUGCAGCUGAGAGAAGGCCAAGUCUCGACAAACUCAAAAAGCUUCCUAAAACUGUUUCACCCAAAGAAUCUAUUGAGGAUGUGACUCUAAAGAAAGUCCCAAAGAAGCCUUUGCAAGAGGAAGCCAAGGUUGCAGAACCGGCAAAGCCUGAUGAAGGAAAGGUUCCCUUGGUAAAGGAAGUCUCUCCUGGAGCCGUGGAGAUGAAGAAGGUUGCCACUCAGGCAGAGGAGGAAGUAUUUGAAGAGGAGUUUGAAGCUGAGAGUGAGGCUGUGCCAGAGGGCGAGGAGGCAUGGUGCUGGGAGCUGGUUCCAGAUGAGAGUUACGAGCUAGAGGACUGGGAAGGUGAAGCAGAGGAAGGUGCUGUGAUGGUUCCAGGGGUGGCCAGGAGAGAGGGACAACCAACAGAGGAAGCAGGAAGAGGUAGAGGUAGAGGGCUGAAACCUAAGCAGACCCCAUCUCCUGGAGAGGGCAGGGGUCGGGGGCUGAGGCCUGGUGGGAAAGGACCGCCACCACCAGAGGAACCUUUUGCAGGGUUCAAGCUCAAAGCUGUCCCGCUGAAGUUCAUCAAAAAGCUCCAGAACAUUGUUCUGCAGGAAGCCGAGUCUAUCGGCUCAUCUGCUGUCUUUGAAUGUGAGGUCUCACCUUCCACUGCUGUUACUUCUUGGAUGAAAGAUGAUAGUAAUCUCCGUGAGAGCCCCAAGCACAAGUUCACUUCGGAUGGCAAAGAUCGCAAAUUGAACAUCAUUGAUGUCCAGCUGUCUGACACUGGGGAAUAUACGUGCGUGGCCAAGAACGCUGGCAAAGAGAUAUCUUGCACCGCUAAGCUCAUCGUUGAAGAGCUUCCUGUGAAAUGGAUCAAAGAACUGGAAGAGGAGACAUCAGCAAUCAAGGGCCAGCCUGUGUAUAUGACCUGCGAGCUGAACAAAGAGAGGGAUGUGAUAUGGAAGAGGAAUGGUGAGGUCCUCAAGAAAAAGCAGAACAAGAUUCAGAUCAAUAUCAUUGGUAUGCAGCACGCGGUGACCAUCCAGAACUCCACGGAGGAGGACGCCGGUGUUUUCUCGUGUGAAGUGGCUGGACAGGAAGACGUUAAGACUUCAACAAAUGUCAAAGUGAUUGAAAUUAUCAAAGACUGGAUAGUGAAACCACUGAGAGAUCAGCAUGUAAAACCAAAGGCUGCUGCAACAUUUAAAUGCGAGCUUUUCAAGGACACUCCCAACUGGAAGUGGCUCAAAGGAGAGAAUGAAGUCCAGCCGUCUGACAAGAUUGAGAUCAAGAAGGAAGGAAAGGAGCUGACGCUCGUCGUUAAGAACUGCCAGCCUGAUGAUGUAGCAGAAUAUGCGCUGGAGGUGGAAGGACGCAUCUACACUGCCAAGCUAACACUCGGAGAGCGGGAGGCUGAGAUCCUAAAGCCGUUGGUCAGCGUCGAGGUGGUUGAGAAGGAAGAUGCCAUGUUUGAGACUGAGAUUUCUGAGGACGACAUUCCCGGGGAAUGGAAGCUCAAAGGAGAGGUUUUGACCAGAUCCCCGACAUGCGACAUCCAAAUGGAGGGUACAGUGCGUAGACUCAAGCUAAAAAACUGCCAGCUGGACCAGGCGGGAGAAGUGACUUACAUGGCUCUGAACGCCAUAACCAGCGCCAUGCUUAAUGUCAAAGAAACUGUAAAGGAAGGCGAAACAGCUCGCUUUGAGCUGGAGCUUUCUCACGAGAACAUCCCCGUCACCUGGUACAAGAACGACAACAAAAUUCAUCCGAGCAGAACUGUUGUCAUUCAUGUGGAUGGAAAGAAGCACGCGCUAGAAAUGAGAGAAGUGACUCUAGAUGAUAUCUGCCAAAUUAAGGCUGAGGCCAAAGGAAUUCUUUCCAUGGCCAACCUGACAGUUAUAGAGGGAGAUCCGUACUUCACAGUUAAGCUGCAGGACUAUACUGCAGUGGAGAAAGAUGAGGUGGUUCUAGAUUGCGAGCUCAGCAAAGACGUCGAUGUCAUGUGGUACCACAAUGAGGCCGAGAUCAAGGCUUCUAAGACGGUGAACGUUAAAGCUGAAGGCAAACGCAGAGUCCUCAUAAUCAAGAGAGUUGGGGACAAAGACAAAGGACAGUACCUGUGUGACUGUGGGACAGACAAGACGACUGCGACUCUUCACAUUGAAGGUAAAGACCCAGAAAUCUUUUGAGUCGAGCUCAGUGAAGACGAUGUCCAUGGCCAGUGGAAACUGAAUGGAGAACUCCUCAGUCCAUCCGCUGAUGUUGAAAUCGUGGAGGACGGUGCCAAACAUACUCUGGUCUUGUACAACUGCAGAGUACCUCAGACCGGCGAGGUCAUGUUCACCGCUGCUAACGCCAAAUGCUCUGCUAACCUGAAAGUCAAGGAGGUCCCCGUGUCAUUCAUUACACCUCUGGCUGAUGUACAUGUGUAUGAAAAGGAUGAAGCAAAAUUUGAAGUAGAAAUUUCCCGGGAGCCCAAAAGCUUCCGUUGGCUGAAGGGAUCUCAAGAGUUGUCAACGGAUGACAAGUUUGAACUCCACGUGGAAGGAAAGAGACACAGUCUUUUUGUCAAAUCUGCCAGAUAUGAAGAUGAAGGUAAAUACAUGUUCGAGGCUGAAGAUAAGAGGACAUCCGGGAAGUUGAUUAUCAAAGGUAUUCGCCUUGCAUUUAUCAAGCCAAUAAGAGAUGUGACUGUAAAGGAACGUGAAACUGCAGAGUUCAGCGUCGAACUCUCUCAUGAGAAAAUCCCAGUCGUCUGGUACAAAAACGACGUCCGUUUGCACCCCAGCAAAGUGGUGCACAUGUCCGAGGAAGGGAAAGUGCACACGCUGGCCUUCAAGGAGGUCACGAUUGAUGACACGUCUAUGAUCAAAGUGGAGGCGAUGGGCAAGACUUCAGAGGCCAUGCUCACCGUUCUCGAGGGCGACCUGUACUUCACAGUGAAGCUCCAGAAUUACACCGCUGUUGAGAAAGAUGAGGUGGUUUUGUCCUGCGAGUUGAGUAAGGCCUCCGCUGAGGUCAAAUGGUUCAAAGAUGGCGAAGAAAUCUUUCCCUCCAAGAACAUUUCCUUCAAAUCUGAUGGCAAGAAACAUAUGUUGGUCAUCAAGAAGGCAGCAAAGGGCAACAUGGGCGCUUACAGCUGCGACUGUGGAACCGACAAAACCACUGCUGACCUUAACAUCGAAGAACGUGACAUCAAGGUCGUCCGCCCACUGUACAGCGUGGAAGUUACAGAGACCGAGACGGCGAAGUUUGAGACAGAGAUUUCUGAGGACGACCUUCAUGCCACCUGGAAACUGAAGGGCGAGACACUUCAUCCAUCCGCUAAUGUGGAGAUCAAGGAGGAAGGAAGCCGGCACUUGUUGACCCUCUAUAACUGCAAAAUGGACAUGGCUGGAAGUGUUGACUUUGCAGCAGCGAAUGCCAAAUCCUCAGCUCAGCUCAGGGUCAAAGCCCGAGUGAUUGGCCUCCAGAGGCCUCUGAAGGAUGUCACCGUGACUGCUGGGGAGACUGCCACCUUUGAGUGCGAGCUGUCAUACGAAGGCAUCGCUGUCGAGUGGUUCCUGGGGGAUACAAAGCUGGAGCCAAGCGAUAGAGUGGUGUUGAAGGCGGAGGGUAAAGUCCACACCCUGACUCUACGCAAUGUCGCGCAAAACGAAGCCGGACAAAUCAAACUCGCAGCCAAAGACUUCCAGACUGAGGCCAGUCUUACUGUCAAAGAACCACCAGUGGAGUUCACUAAGCCUCUGGAGGACCAGACAGUGGAAGAGGAGGCCACGGCCACACUCGAAUGUGAAGUUUCCAGGGAAAAUGCAGAAGUGCAAUGGUUCAGGGAUGGACAGGAGAUCCGCAAGACAAAGAAAUAUGAGAUGAUCGUUGACGGCUGCAAGCGAGCGCUGCUCAUCCACGACUGCACUUUGGACGACUCAAGAACAUAUGCUUGUGACGCUAAAGGCUUCAAAACCUCAUGCUUCCUCAAUGUUGAACCUCCACACAUUGAGUUCUCAAAGCCGCUCCACGACGUCGAGGUUGUAGAGAAGGAAUCUGCCAGGUUUGAAUGUGAAGUGUCCAGAGAAGACGUCAAAGUCCGCUGGUUUAAGGACGGAAAUGAAAUCAGAAAGGGAAAGAAAUACGAAAUUAUCGCACAAGGUCGCCAGCACAUCCUCAUCAUCCACAAGUCUGUGUUUGACGAUGAGGCUGAAUACGAAUGUGAUGCAAAGACCUCAAAGUCCUCUGGCAUGCUCACUGUCGUUGAGGAGGAGACGAGGUUCACCAAGAACCUGUUCAACGUGGAGGGAACUGAGACCGACAGCGUCAAACUUAUUUGUGAAAUCUCCAAACCCAGCGCAGACGUUAUCUGGUACAAAGGAGACACGGAGCUGCCAGAGGGCGGCCGCUAUGAGCAAAUUGUAGAUGGGAAGAGAAGGAUUCUCCUCAUCAAGGAUCUGAACAUGUCUGAUGCUGGAGAGUACAACUGCAGGCUAAGUCCCAGCAACAAAACUUCAGGAAAUCUCAAGAUUAAUGAAUUAGCUGCUGAGUUCAUCUCAAGGCCACAAAGCCUAGAAGUGGUGGAAGGAGAGAAGGCAGCGUUCACGUGCUCCGUAUCCAAGGAGACCUAUGAAGUCAAAUGGAUGAAGGAUGACGUGGAGCUCGAGGCCGGAGAGAAGUACCAGAUAGUCACCGAUGGCAAGAGACGAAUCCUUGAAAUCAAGGACUGUGAACUUAAAGAUGAGGGCGGAUACAUAGUUAUGAUUGGACCAACUAGAGCCAGCGCCGACCUUACUGUGCUCGAGAGACUGAAAAUCAUCACUCCUCUAAAAGACACGGAGGGCAAAGAAGGUCAAGAGGUUGUGCUGAACUGUGAGGUCAACACAGAGGGAGCAAAGGCCAAGUGGCUGAAGAACGACGACACCAUAUUUGAGAGCAGCAAGUACGUAAUAACCCAGAGAGACAAUGUCUUCUCCCUGAGAAUCAAAGAAGUCCAGAAGGGAGACGAAUCCAACUACAGCAUCAACUUGACCAAUCAGAGAGGAGACCACGCCAAGAGCCACUGCAGCCUGACCAUCAGAGAGGAGAGUCUAAGAAUUGUGGUGCCCCCGGAGGACAUUGACACUCAGGAGAAGAAGACCAUCAGCUUCUCUUGUAAGGUCAACAGGCCCAACGCCACUCUGAAGUGGAUGAAGGCUGGCGAGGAGAUCACCCUCAACAAACGCAUUGUCUACAGAGUCGACAAAGACAAGCAUACGCUUACCAUCAAAGACUGCACCCUGGCCGACGAGGGUGAGUACACAGCCGUAGCCGGAGACGACAAAGCCACAGCAGAGCUCAUCAUCAGCGAGGCGCCGACGGAUUUCAACGUGCACCUAAAAGACCAAACGAUCACCGAGUUCGAGGACGCAGAAUUUACAUGCAAGUUGACCAAAGAGAAAGCUGAAGUCAAGUGGUACAGGAAUGGCCGAGAGAUCAGAGAAGGACCCAGGUGUGUUUCUUUUCCUCUGUAUGUCCCAGGACCUGUGAAGAACCUCCAGGUGACUGACACUGCAGAUGGUGAGAUCAGCCUCGCAUGGGAGGAGCCUGAGAGCGAUGGCGGCAGUAAAGUCAUCGGCUACGUAGUGGAGAGACGUGAUGAGAAGCGUAAGACCUGGACACUGGCCACCGACCACGCCGAAAGUCCUGAAUACACAGUGACCGGCCUCCAGAAGGAGUCCAAGUACCUAUUCAGAGUCUGUGCCCGAAACCGGGUCGGCAGCGGACCCACUGUGGAGACUGACGAAGCCGUGCAAGCUAAGAACAAGUUUGAUGUUCCUGAAGCUCCUCUGAAUGUGAUCGUGGGAAACGUCACCAAGUUUGGCUGCACUCUGUCUUGGGAGCCUCCCACGUCAGAUGGAGGCUCUCCCAUCACCUCUUAUAUCAUUGAGCUGCGCGACAGGACGUCAGUGAAGUGGUCUCCUGUCCUGGUGACCAAACCCGAUGACCUCAGUGCCAUCGUUAAUGAUGUCAUUGAGAAUAAAGAGUACAUUUUUAGAGUGAAAGCUGAGAACAGAGCCGGUGUCGGCAAACCCAGUGCUGCCUCGCAGCCCGUCAAAAUCAUGGAUCCAAUCGAGCCCCCCAGCCCCCCUCUGAACCUGUCCUGGCAGGACCAGAACAAGAGCGCAGUGCAGCUCACCUGGGAGACUCCACUGAAGAACGGAGGCAGCAUGAUCACCGGAUACAUCAUUGAACGCUGUGAGGACGGUUCGGACAAGUGGCUCCGCUGCAACGCCCGUCUCUGCCCUGACCUCUUCUACAAGGUGUCAGGUCUGAAAUAUGGGACUAAGUACAACUACAGAGUGUUUGCUGAAAACGCUGCCGGAGUCUCUGAGCCUUCGAAUAUCAUCGGACCUCUGCUAGCUGACGACCCACAUGUUGGUCCAAGCUUUGACCUGAGUGCUUUUAAAGAUGGCCUGGAAGUGAUUGUUCCCCAGCCUCUCACCAUCAGAGUCCCCAUAACUGGAUAUCCAAUACCUGUUGCCAAGUGGACCUUCGGAGAGAAGGAGCUAUCCAGCGCGCAAGAUGAGCGGGUUUUCCUCAUGACAAGGUCAACAUUUACAGAACUAAUGGUCACUCCGAGUGUCCGUCCAGACAAAGGCAUCUACACGCUGCAUCUGGAGAAUGAUGUCACAUCGGUGUCUGGAGAGAUUGAAGUCAAUGUUAUUGCUGCACCCAGUGCUCCAAAGGACUUCAAGGUCCUUGAGGUGACUCGGCAGCAUGUCCACCUGAGCUGGGAGGCUCCAGAGCAUGAUGGAGGAAGUCCUCUGAUUGGCUACCAGGUGGAGAAACGAGACGUGUCCCGCAAGACCUGGGUCAAGGUGGCCACAGGGCUCCAGGAUCUGGAGUUCACCGUUACUGACGUGAUUGAAGGGAAGGAGUAUUUGUUCAGAGUCACCGCCUGCAACAAAUGUGGACCGGGAGAGCCAGCAUAUAUUGACGAGCCAGUUAACGUCUCCUCUCCUGCAACUGUCCCCGACCCUCCAGAAAACCUGAGGUGGAGGGACAAGUCAGCCAGUGGCAUCUUCCUGACCUGGGAGCCGCCAAAGUAUGAUGGCGGAAGCGGCAUCCGGGGCUACAAUGUUGAACGCUGUCAGAGGGGAACGGAUAAGUGGGAGCCCUGUGGGGACUUGGUGCCUGAGCUGAAGUGCCAGGUGACGAAUCUUAUUGAGGGUCAGUGGUACUCUUACAGAAUCAGAGCCCUGAACCGACUUGGAGCCAGCCGGCCCUGCAAAGCCACUGAUGAGAUCCAGGCUGUUGAUCCUAAAGAGCCUCCAGAGAUCCAGCUGGAUGCCAAGCUUCUGGCUGGUCUGACUGCUAAGGCUGGCAGCAAGAUUGAACUUCCUGCUGAUGUGACAGGUAAGCCUGAGCCACGAGUCAAGUGGACCAAAGCCGACCUGGUCCUCAAACCAGACGACAGGGUGUCCAUUGACACCAAGCCAGGACACUCCAUGGUCACCAUCGCCAAGACAAAGAGAGAUGACAGUUCCACGUAUAUCAUCGAAGCCACCAACAGCAGCGGUCGUGCCACCGCCACUGUGGAUGUCAACAUCCUUGAUAAGCCUGGUCCUCCUGCUGCUUUUGACAUUUCUGAAAUCACCAAUGAGUCCUGCUUUCUGGCUUGGAACCCUCCACGUGAUGAUGGUGGCUCCAAAGUUACCAACUAUAUUGUUGAACGGCGAGCUGCUGAUAGUGAGAUCUGGCACAGACUGUCCUCCACUGUGAAGCAGACCACAUACAAAGCUACCGGUCUGAUCAAGUUCAAGGACUACAUCUUCAGAGUAUUUGCUGAAAACCAGUUUGGUGUUGGUCCAGCUGCUGAACACCCACCAAUCACUGCCAAAUACCCCUUUGAUACUCCCGGGGCUCCUUACAAGCUGGAGGCUUCAGAUAUUGCAAAGGACUCUGUGAAUCUGAACUGGUGUGAGCCCGAUGAGGAUGGAGGAAGCCCAAUUACUGGAUACUGGGUGGAGAGAUACGAAGCUGACCAUGACAAGUGGAUGAGAUGCAACAAGCUGCCGGUCAAAGACACAAACUACAGGGUCAAAGGUCUUCCAACCAGGAAGAAGUAUAAGUUCCGAGUCCUUGCUGAGAAUCUGGCCGGAACUGGAAAACCCAGCAAGGAGACAGAUCCAAUCCUUGUUAAAGAUCCUAUUGACCCUCCAUGGCCCCCUGGCAAACCCACAGUGAAGGACGUAGCUAAGACGUCAUGCUUCCUAAUGUGGACCAAACCAGAGCAUGAUGGCGGAGCAAAGAUUGAUAGCUAUGUCAUUGAGAUGCUAAAGACCGGCACCACGGACUGGAUCCGCGUGGCAGAGAACAUCCCCAUGCUGGAAUAUUUCCUAAAGGGCCUGAUGGAGAAGCAGGAGUACUCGUUUAGAGUGCGAGCUGUUAACGUGGCUGGAGAGAGCGAACCCAGUGAACCCAGUGACCCAGUGCUCUGCAAAGAGAGACUCAACCCCCCCACAGCUCCACGCUGGUUAGAGGUUGUCAGCAUCAGCAGGAACAGUGCUGAGCUGAAAUGGGCAGUUCCUGAGCGCAAUGGAGGUUCAGCCAUCACCAACUACAUUGUGGAGAAACGUGACGUGAGGCGUAAAGGUUGGCAGACUGUGGACACCACAGUCAAAGAGCUGAAGUGCGACGUGAAGCCGCUCAAUGAAGGGUCGCUUUAUGUGUUCCGUGUUGCUGCUGAGAACGCUGUGGGUGUCGGACCCUUCUGUGAGAUGGAGGACUCUGUGCUGGCGAAAGACACUUUCAGUACUCCUGGCCCACCCUACGCUCUCGCUGUCAGUGCUGUGACCAAAAGAUAUGUGGACUUGCAGUGGGAGGCACCGAAAAACGAUGGUGGAAGACCCAUCCUCAGGUAUUCCAUUGAGAAAAAAGAGAAGCUUGGAACUCGCUGGGUAAAAUGUGGGAAGACUUCGGGUCCAGACUGUAAGUACAGGGUAACAGACGUCAUUGAGGGAACAGAGGUUCAGUUCCAGGUCCGAGCUGAGAACGAGGCUGGCAGUGGACACCCAAGUGAACCCACCGAGAUUCUCACCAUAGAAGAUCCAACAGGCAUCCCAUCACCACCCAUCGAAUUACACGUGACUGGAGCCAGCCGAGACUUCCUGGCAAUUGCCUGGAAACCUCCACAAUCAGAUGGCGGUGCCCCUCUCAGAGGAUACCACAUUGAGAUGUGCGAGGCUGGAACUGAGAAGUGGAUGAGGGUGAACUCCCGUCCAGUGAAGGAGCUCAAGUACUGCGUAGAGGAGGGUGUGACCCCUGAAAAGGAGUACAUUCUGAGAGUGAGGGCCGUUAACGCUCUCGGAGAGAGCGAACCGUCGGACAUCUCUGAAAAUGUCUUUGCCAAAGACUCUGACUGCAACCCAACUCUGGAAUUCCAGACUCUGGAUCUAGUUGUUGUGGAAACAGAAAAGCUGCACAUUCCAGUUCCCUUUAGAGCCGUCCCCUCACCUAAAAUCACCUGGCACAAAGAUGGCAAAGAGCUGAAGGCGGAUGAACGCCUUGGCUUUAGGAAGGAGUAUACCUCCUGUCACCUGGAGAUUGACAGCAGUCUUCACGCCGAUGCUGGAGUGUACAAAGUGACACUAGAAAACAAGCUGGGAAGUGCCAGUGCCACCAUCAAUGUCAAAGUCAUCGGGCUUCCUGGUCCUUGCAAGGAAAUUGUGGCUUCUGAGAUCACAAAGAGCUCCUGUAAAGUUUCAUGGGAUCCACCAGAUUAUGAUGGUGGUAGUCCAAUUCUUCACUAUGUCUUGCAGCGGCGCGAGGCUGGCAGGAGGACGUACAUCAACAUAAUGUCAGGAGAGUGCAAGGUGAGCUGGGUGGUCAAAGAUCUCAUCCACAAUGGAGAGUACUACUUCAGGGUCCAGGCCGUUAACAAGAUUGGAGGAGGAGAGUUCAUCGAGCUCCGCAACCCAGUCAUCGCCGAGGACCAGAAACAUGCUCCUGACCCACCAGUGGAUGUGGAGACCCACAACCCCACAUCCAGUACUGUUACUCUAACCUGGAAGCCUCCCAUGUAUGAUGGUGGCUCCAAAAUCAUGGGCUACAUCCUAGAGAAGCAGCAGAGAGGAGAGGACAAGUGGGAGAGGUGCAAUGACUUCCUGGUGCCUGUACUAUCCUACACCGUCAGAGGAUUGAUAGAAGGAAAGAACUUCACCUUUAGAGUCAGAGCUGAAAAUGCUGCUGGGAUCAGUGAGCCAUCACGCAACACGCCAUUUAUCAAGGCCGCCGAUACCAUUGAUCCUCCAAAGGUUUUCCUGAGUGGCAGCUUGCAGUCUGGUCUCAGCGUGAAGCGAGGCUACGAGAUCUGCCUGGAUGCCAACAUUUCAGGAUCUCCGUACCCUGAGAUCACCUGGUACUGGAACAAACAAUCAAUUCGGCCUGAGCCACUCCGGAAGAGACCUGAAAAACCACUGAAGAAGAAGGUGGAAAAGAAGGAAGAGGAAAAGAAGGAGGAAAAGGAGAAAGAAGAGGGGACAGCUGAGAAGAAAGAGGAGAAGGAGGGAGAGGUGAAAGAACCUGAGGAAAAAGAAGGCGAGGUGAAAAAGGAGGAGGAAGUUCCACAACCAGAGGUCGAGGAGCCAGACUACCCCACCAUAAAUGAACGCCUGGCCAUCGACAAUAGCCACAAGGGUGUAUCCUCUAUCAUUAUCAGGGACUCGAUUCGCCCUGAUCAUGGUGUCUACAUGGUGAAGGUGGAGAACGACCAUGGCAUUGCCUCGGCAACCUGCGAGGUCAACGUACUCGAUAUUCCCGGGCCUCCAGUAAACUUUAGAUUCGAGGAGGUGAGGAAGAACUCCAUGAUCUGCAAGUGGGAUCCUCCUCUGGAUGAUGGUGGCAGCGAGAUUCUCAACUACACCCUGGAACAGAAAGACAACUCCAAGCUGGAGAUUGGUUGGAGCACCGUUACCGCGAUAUUGAAAGGAUGUCGUUUCUUGGUGCCCAAACUCAUUGAGAAGAAGGAGUACAUCUUCAGGGUCGUGGCUGAGAACAAGUAUGGUACAGGCCCACCCUGUGUCUCCAAACCGGUCAUUGCCAAGAAUCCUUUUGAACCUCCCGAAGCACCUGAUAAACCACAAGUUGAUGACAUCACAGCCAAUAGCAUGCUGGUCACAUGGAAUGAACCAAAUGAUAACGGCAGCCCCAUCUUGGGAUACUGGUUGGAGCGCCGUGAGAUCAACAGCUCACACUGGGCACGUGUGAAUAGGAACAUCAUCGCGGAACCUGAGCUAAAUGUUGAAGGUCUGAUCGAGGGGCUGACUUACAUCUUUAGAGCGGCUGCCGAAAACCAGGCCGGCCCUGGAAAGUUCAGUGUUCCCUCUGAACCCAAGACUGCCCAGCCAGCUAUUUUGCCUCCAGGUCCUCCAGUUGCCCGAGUGGCAGAAACUAGUGACCACUCCAUCGAAGUUGAGUGGGACCCGCCUGCUGACAAUGGAGGUGGGGAAAUCCUGGGAUAUCAUGUGGAUAAGGCUAUGGCUGGUACCAAGGACUGGUCGAGAUCUACGGAACGUCCGUGGAAGACUCGGAACUUCACUGUUUAUGGAGUCAGAGAGGGAGCAAAGUACAUGGUCAGAGUCAUUGCCUGUAAUGCUGCUGGAGAGGGAACACCAGGAUUCACAGAGUCUGUAUUCGUCAGAAAUCCUGCAGAGAUCCCUGUAAUUGAAUUGGAUCUGUCUGUCAAGAAUGGCGUCGUGAUCAGAGCUGGAGAAAACCUCCUUAUACCUGCUAAAGUCACAGGUAAACCCUACCCAGCCAUCACCUGGACCAAGGAUGAGGGCAAACCUGACAAAGACCGUACGGAGAUCCUCACUGAGGACAACAACAGCAUCUUUUCAGUCAAGAAUGUCCAGAGGAAAGACUGCGGAAAAUAUCUAAUCUCCGCUUGCAACCCCAGUGGCAUCAAGUCUGCAUGGACCAGAGUGGAGGUCAUGGAUGUCCCGGGACCUGUCACAGACCUGAAGCCUGUUGUUGUCACUCGUAAGAUGAUCUUUCUGAACUGGGAUGACCCUGAAGACGAUGGAGGCAGUGACUUGACCGGCUUCCUCGUGGAGCGAAGAGAUCCCAAGAUGCACACAUGGAGGCAACCUGUUGAAACCAUCGCGUCCAAGUGUGAGUGUGUGGGCAUUAUGGAGGGACAAGAAUACCUGUUCCGUGUCUUCGCCAAGAACAAAUACGGCCUGGGCCCGCCUGUUGAACUAGAAACCAUCAAGGCUGUAGACCCACAGGGCCCACCAUCAUAUCCUGAGAAGUUCCACUACACUGAACGCACAAAGAACUCCAUCACCUUCACCUGGAAACCACCACGUAAUGAUGGCGGCAGCCCUAUCAUUGGUUACUUUGUUGAGAAAAAGAGGCAGGACCAGCAGGCCUUUGAGCCCUGCAACACUGAGAUCUGUCCCAACAUGACUAUGACUGUGGAGGGCCUGGAUGAAGCCUGGAUGUACGAGUUCAGAAUCAAGUGUGCCAACCUUAUUGGAGAGAGUGAGCCAUCCAUCCCACUGACUGUGGUUAUCCAAGACGAUGAAGUGUCUCCCGAGAUUCACAUGCUGAAGCAGUUCAAAGGGGACACCAUUACUGUGAAGAAGGGUGAAUCCAUCGAGAUCCCAGCUGAUGUCCUGGGUCUCCCCAUCCCUAAGGUUGAGUGGUCUAAGGAUGACGUAGUGAUCGAGAAGCCUACUGAGACUCUACUGAUGGAGACAAAUGUGACUGGCAGAAUGAAUUGCAAGACCAUGCUGUCCAUCCCAGCAGCCAACAGGAGGGACUGUGGCAGUUACACUGUGGCUGCCUCCAACAACAUGGGUUCAGCCAAGCACACGGUCUAUGUCAUGGUGCUUGACCGACCAACUCCACCAAGGAGAUUGACAGUAACCAAUAUCAGAGGUGAGUCCUGCUAUCUCAACUGGGACGCACCAAUUGAUAAUGGCGGAAGUGAACUGACCAACUACAUCAUUGAGAAGAAGGAAGUGGUAACAGAGGCGCCUGAGGUGGAAGAGGGACAGGAAGCUCCACCUGAACCGCAGUGGGAGGAGGUUACAAAUAGCAUAAUUGAGAGAAAAUAUGGGGUCUGGAACCUGGAAGACAAAAAGACCUACCUUUUCCGGGUACGGGCUGAGAACCGCUACGGUAAAUCUGAUCCCUGCACAACUGAGGAAGUUAAAAUUAUAGACCCCUUCGGCCUUCCUGGCCCACCAGAGAAACCAACAAUUGCAGAGUACUGCAAGACCUCCAUGACUCUAACCUGGGAAGCUCCCAGAGAUAAUGGAGGCUCCACGAUUAUUGGUUACUGGCUGGAAAAAAGGGAGAAAGGUACUGCUUACUGGGCUAAAGUCAAUAAGAUGCCCAUCACAAAGAGGGGCAUGAAAGGCUGGGAGUACCAGGUGACACGUCUGUUUGAAGGAACAGAGUACGAGUUUAGGGUCGCAGCCUGUAAUUCAGCAGGAACCGGACCUUUCAGUGGACCAUCUGACUCUGCCUUUGCUGUUGACCGUCUCACUCCUCCAAGCAUGCCUGCUGCUCCUCAGGUGGCUGAUAAGACCAAACACAAUGUCACACUCUCCUGGAAACCACCAGAGAGCGAUGGUGGCAGUCCCAUCAAGGGCUACAUUAUCCAGAUACAGGGUGAGGGGACAUCAGAGUGGGUGAGAGUAAAUGAUCCUGAAACCCUGGACCCCACUACUGAGUUUACAGUGCCGAGCCUCCGCGAGCUGAAGCGCUACCGCUUCAGGAUCAUUGCUGUCAAUGACGUUGGAGAGUCUGAUCCCAGCCCCCGCACUAGUGAAGUUCUUAUUCAGGAUGUCCAACUUCCACCUUCAAUCACACUUGAUAUGAUGGCAGAUGACCUGGUUUACAUCCGUGCUGGAGAUCCCAUUAGAAUCCCCACCACCAUCAAAGGCCGGCCCACUCCUAAGGUAACCUGGGACUUUGACGGCAAAGCCAAGACGCACAAGAAAAACAAACUCCACACACUGCCUGUGGACUCUGAGCUUGUUCAGGUGGAGUCCACAGACACCACUUCUGUUGUGACUAUACCUGUCAGUCUGAGGACUCACUCUGGACGUUACACCAUCACAGCCAAGAACAAGUCUGGACAGAAACACCUCAACAUCAGGGUCAUUGUCCUCGAUGUUCCCGGACCUCCAAAGGACUUAAAGAUUACUGACAUCACCCGAUCAACCAUGAGGCUGAUCUGGAAGCUCCCCGAUACAGAUGGAGGAGAGCGAAUCAAGAGUUACUUUAUUGAGAAGAAAUCGGUGACCGACAAGGCCUGGGCCCAGGUUAAUGUAGCCUGUGCUAGCCAGGCCUACGUGGUGCCAGGACUGCUAGAGGGUCAGGACUACCUGUUCAGAGUGCGAGCAGAGAACCGAUUGGGAUUCGGCCCGUUCACCGUCACCACUGAACCUGCCCGGGCCAGAGAUCCCAUCUACCCACCUGACCCCCCCACCAAGCUGAAGGUUAACCUGGUGACAAAGAACACUGUCACCUUGAGCUGGGAGGCUCCCAAAAAUAAUGGUGGCUCUCCUGUGAAGCAUUACAUCAUUGAACGUUUGAGCUGGGACACCACCGGCAAGGAGAAAGAGACCUGGAAACAGUGCAACAAGAGAGAUGUGGAAGAGCUCACCUUCGUGGUAGAGGAUCUCAAAGAGGGAGGAGAAUAUGAGUUCAGAGUAAAAGCUGUAAAUGCUGCUGGACCCAGCCGACCCUCUGCCACCGUUGGACCCAUGGUCAUCAAGGAUCAGACAUGUCCGCCCACUAUCGAACUACGCGAGGCUAUGGAGGGAGAGGAGGGCUGUGACAUCAGCAUCGUUGCAAAAGUUAGUGGCUGUCCGUUCCCCAGCCUCGUUUGGCACAAAGCCAGUCUGGACAAACCUGAGGAGAAGUCUGCCAUUCAGUACGACCAACAUAUCAACAAACUAGUGACCCAGGAUAAGUGCACCCUUCUAAUACAGCAAGCCAGCAGGCAUGACAGCUCACUCUACAGCCUGACAGCCACCAAUAGUCUGGGCACUGUUUGCAAGGGCAUCAAGCUCUCAGUGUUUGGCCCUCCCAGUGCCCCAGUGGGACCAGUCAAGUUCACGGAGGUGUUUGCAGAAAGAAUCGGCCUCGCCUGGAACCCUCCCAUCGAUGACGGUGGAUCUAAGAUCACCAACUACGUGGUUGAGAAGCGCGAGGAGAACAGGAAAUCCUGGGUCCAUGUCUCCAACAAUCCCAAAGAGUGUGCCUAUGUGGUAACCCGGCUGACCGAGAACCACGAGUAUGAGUUCAGAGUCAUGGCUCAAAACAAGUUUGGAGUCGGCCCACCAGUGGUCAGUGAACCAGAGAAGGCCAGAAAUCUCUUCAGUGAGUGUAGACCAUCACGUCUUCACCCUCAUUUUGGUGGUGAAACAUGUUUUACCGCUGUGUAUGCUUCUAAUCACAUAUUUCAAUUUGUACACGCAGAGCCUCCUGGACCGCCCACUCCAAAGGUAACGGACUGGACAAAGUCUACAGUUGAGCUCGAGUGGAUUCCGCCUCUGGUGGACGGAGGGUCAAAGGUCACAGGCUACAUUGUGGAGUUCCAGGAGGUGAACAAGGAGGAAGAGGAGAAGAAAGCUCAGAGGAGGCUACUCCUGAGCGUAGCUGAAGAGGAGAAGGAAACAGAAACUGAAGAGGCCUGGGUGAAGGCAAAGGACACUGAGAUCAGAGGAACUAAAUUUGUGGUGGCUGGCCUUAAGGAAGGCGGUCUGUACCGCUUCAGAGUCCGAGCUGUGAAUGCUGCUGGAGUAGGAGACCCUGGAUUAGUGUCUGAGCUAAUCGAGGUCAAAGACAGAACAAUUCCUCCUGAGAUGGAUCUCGACGCCUCGGUGAAGGAGAAAAUCGUAGUCCAUGCCGGUGGCACCAUCCGCAUUAUCGCCUACGUGUCCGGCAAACCUGCCCCACAGAUCACUUGGUGCCGGGAUGACAGCGAGGUGCCCAAAGAGGCCGUGGUGGAGACGACGGGCAUCUCUAAUUCACUGGUCAUUAAGAACUGCAGACGCCAACACCAGGGCAUCUAUACACUAAGUGCAAAGAACGAGGGCGGAGAGAGGAAGAAGGCGGUCAUUGUUGAGGUCCUGGACGUCCCUGGACCAGUUGGUCUUCCCUUCGCUGGAGAGAACCUGACCAAUGACUCCUGCAAGCUGACCUGGUACUUCCCCGAGGAUGAUGGCGGCUCAGCCAUUACCAACUAUAUUAUUGAGAAGAGAGAGGCAGACCGCAUGGGUUGGACCUCUGUAUCUUACACUGUGACAAGAAACAACGCUGUGGUACAAGGACUCAUCGAUGGCAAGGGCUACUUCUUCAGGAUUGCAGCUGAGAACAUCAUAGGCAUGGGACCUUUCAUCGAGACCGACAAGAUGGUUCUCAUCAAAGAUCCCAUCUGUAAUAGAGGAAGAUUUUCAGCUGAUAUAAUAACUAGCUUAACUGUUACCCCUGCAGAGCCACCGACUCUGGACCUGGACUUCAGGGAAAAGCUCAUGGUCAAGGUGGGAGACAACUGCAUGCUGUCGGGACGCUACAGUGGCAAACCGGCCCCGGCUAUCACCUGGACAAAGAAUGACGAGGAGCUGAAGGCAGAUGAGGACAUCAGCCUCCACAGCACCACCCACCACCUCAGCCUCAACAUCAGCAAGGCCAAGAGAGAACACAGCGGCCGCUAUUGUGUCAGCGUGGAGAACGCUGCCGGCACUCGCUCGGGAAUCUGCACCAUCACUGUGGUCGACCGUCCUCAGCCACCAGAGGGACCCGUAGAGUUCAACGAAGUCUACAGGAAUUACAUGGUGAUCUCCUGGAAGCCGCCGCUGGAUGACGGAGGCUGUGCUGUCUCCAACUACAUCAUUGAGAAGAGAGAUACCAACAGAGACCUGUGGAUGCCUGUCACCUCAUCCUGUACCAGAACCACCUGCAGAGUGCCAAAGCUAAUCGAGGGCCGGGAGUACAUCAUUCGUAUAAUGGCUCAAAACAUCUAUGGCAUCAGUGACCCUCUUCUGUCUGCAGAGACUAAAGCUAGAGACAUUUUCAAGACACCAGAUGCUCCCAAGCAGCCUCUGGUGAAGGAAGUUUACCAUGACUCUGCCCUAAUCAGCUGGGAGCCGCCUGCUGAUGGAGGGAAACCAAUCACAGGCUACAUUGUGGAGAGGAAGGAGACCAUGGCCAACAGGUGGGUUCGCUGCAACACGGAAAGAAUCCAUCCUAAGGUGGAGUAUUGGGUGACCGACCUCCUGAAAGGCUGCGAGUACGAGUUCAGGGUCAGUGCUGAGAAUGAAGUGGGAGCUGGAGACCCAAGCCCACCAUCGAAACCGGUCUUUGCCAAAGAUCCCAUUGUGAAACCUAGUCCGCCAGUGAAUCUAAAGGCUAUCGACUUCACCAAGGAGUCAGUUACGCUGUCAUGGGAGCCACCUACCGACACUGGCAGAGGAAAAAUCUUUGGAUACUUGCUGGAGUUCCAGGCAGCUGGAAAGGAGGAAUGGCUCAAGGUGAACCAGACUCCAGACUCCUGCAAAGAAACCAAGUUUAAGGUUAUCAACUUGGAAGAUGGUGUUUUGUACCGCUUCAGAGUCAUGGCUGUCAACGCUGCUGGGGAGUCCAACCCAGCCAGCCUUACUGAGCCAAUUAGAGUACAGGACAGACUUGAGCCUCCAGAGUUGAUUCUGGAUGCCGGAAUGACCCGAGAAAUUAAAGCCAUGGCUGGCACUCAUAUUGCUCUGAUAGCCAGCAUCAAAGGCGUCCCAUUUCCCACUGUCACCUGGAAGAAGAAUGACGCAGAGGUUCCCACUCGGGCAGAUAUCGAAACCAACCAGGCAGGCACCAAGCUGGAGAUGAGGUUCUGCCAUCGUGGUGACUGUGGAGAUUACACCCUAACUGUGGAGAAUCCAGCUGGAAGCAAGACUGUCACCUGCACUGUGCUGGUUCUUGACAAACCUGGUCCUGUCCAGCACCUGCGUGUGUCUGAUGUCAGGAGUGACUCUGCCUACCUGUCCUGGAAAGAUCCAGAGGAUAACGGUGGUACUCGCCUCACUAACUUUGUGGUAGAGAAGAAAGACACAGCUUCCACUCAGUGGGUCCCUAUCUGCUCUACAUCAAAGAAACGCAGUAUGAUGUUGAAAUACCUGAUGGAGGGCACAGCCUACUCGUUUAGAGUUGCUGCUGAAAACCAGUUUGGCCGCAGCGAAUAUGUCACGACACCAAAGGCCAUCAAGGCAAUGAACCCACUCUUCCCUCCUGGUCCUCCCAAAGACCUGCAUCAUGAUGAUGCGGACAAGACUGAGGUAUGGUUAGCGUGGAACUGGCCUGAUCGCAAUGGAGGAAGUGAAAUCACAGGCUUUCUGGUUGAGUAUCAAGAAGAGGGAGAGAAAGAGUGGUAUGAAUGGAAAACUGUCAGCAUCCCUGAGAGUCAUGUGACUGGUCUGGAGGAAGGAAAAACCUACCGCUUCAGAGUGAGGGCUGAGAAUGCCAUUGGCCUCAGCAGACCUGAUACCACAGUGCCUAUCCUCUGCCAGGAGAAACUAGUGCCCCCAAUUGUUGAAGUUGAUGUUAAACUCACUGAAGGCAUCAUUGUGAAGGCCGGGACUACCAUCAGACUGCCAGCUAUAAUGAGAGGAAUCCCUGUCCCAACUGCCAAGUGGACCAUCGAAGGAGAGGAGAUCACCAGCCAGGGCAACAUUAAGAUCGACACUGAUAAUUUCUCCACUGUUCUCAGCAUUAAUGAGUGCACCAGAAACCACACUGGAACCUACCUGCUCACUGUGUCCAACCCAGCAGGAACCAAGACGGUGGCCUUAAAUGUCACUGUACUCGAUGUUCCAGCUGCUCCGAUUGGACCCGUCAACAUAUUGGAGGUCAUGCCAGAUUCCAUGACGAUUGAAUGGCGUCCUCCUAAAGAUGAUGGUGGGAGCCCUAUAACCAAUUACAUUGUGGAGAAAAGAGAGUCCAACAAAGAGACAUGGGGAGGUGUGAGUUCUGGUAGUCUUGCAACGCAGCUCCGGAUCAUUCGCCUUCAGAAAGGAGUAGAAUAUGUUGUUCGCAUUCGUGCUGAGAACAAGAUGGGCAUUGGUGCUCCUCUGGAGAGCAAGCCCACUGUUGCUGAGCACUCAUUCAUGCCCCCUAGUGCACCUGGUAAGCCACAAUCCUAUGAGACCUCAGAGGAUGCUGUUACACUUGGCUGGACUAUGCCCCUAACUGAUGGUGGCAGUCAGAUCACUGGCUACAUCAUUGAGCGCAGACACAAGGGAGGAAAGUGGAUCCGUGUCAACAAGACACCUUGCAAGGACCUGAGGUACCGAGUCCUGGGCCUCUACGAGGGCAGCGAGUAUGAGUUCAGAGUGUUUGCUGAAAAUAUUGCUGGAUAUAGUGGCCCCUCCCCCAUCUCCGACCCCUGCAAGCCCUGCAGGCCCAUCACUGUCCCGAGUCCCCCUGUCAAUCCUAAAGUUAAAGAUUACAGCAGGGCCACUGCUGACCUGGUGUGGACCAAACCUACCAAAGAUGGAGGCAGCCCAAUCCUUGGUUACACUGUGGAGAUGAAGAAAGAUGGCGCUGAAGAAUGGAAAAAAGUCAACCUGGAUGACUUGAUCAAGCUGUGUGCCUACCGGGUGAAGGGUCUGGAAGAGGGUGUGACCUAUAGAUUCAGAGUCUUUGCUUCAAACAUGAUUGGAGACGGGGAGUCAAGAGAAAUCCCAGAAUCAGUCACUGCUCAGGAUAUUCUUAUACCUCCAGAGAUUGAGAUGGAGGCCACUUGUCGAGAUUGUGUUACUGUGCGUGUUGGACACAACAUCAACGUCAUUGGUUACAUCAAGGCUCGCCCUGAUCCUGAAGUUUUCUGGUCAAAAGAAGAGACUAUUCUAGAGAACAACAAACGUGUUACCAUCCUGCAGAAUCUUCCUUUAGUCCACCUAAGGAUCAAGGAAGCUACAAGGAAUGACCAUGGCAAAUAUAUUCUGAAAGCUUCAAAUGAAGGUGGUGAGGCUUCCCGCACAAUCACAGUUAAUGUUCUAGACCGACCCAGCCACUGCCAGAAUCUGAAUGUGACCUAUGUCACUAAGGACUCGUGCAUGAUCAACUGGGAGAGCCCUAAGGACAAUGGUGGAUCCGAGAUCACCAACUACAUUGUGGAGUGCAGAGAGCCUAGUAUUAGCAUGUGGUCUAUGAUCUCUUCCCACUGCACUAAUCGUAAGAUCAAGGCAAAGCUGAUGGAAGGCCAUGAGUACCUGUUCCGUGUCUGUGCUGAGAACAAAAUGGGACCAGGACCCACCGUGGAGCUCAAAACUCCUACAUUGGCCAUUGACCCUCUUGAAAAGCCCGGUGAGCCUGAGAACUUCAGAGCAAUUGACAUUGGUAAGAACUAUGUCAAUUUGAGGUGGCGGAAGCCCGACUAUGAUGGCGGAAGCCCCCAUCUGUCCUACAACCUGGAGUGUAAAACUAAAGAUGCGGAGGAGUGGGAAAAACUCAACACCACUACUCUCAGAGACACCUUCUUUUUGGCUGAUAAAUGUGUGGAAAAUCAGACAUACACCUUCAGAGUGCAGACUGUCAGUGAAGGAGGUGAGAGUGCCUGGGUAAAACUUGCAGAUAUUCUGGUGAGGGAGGAGAUCCAGAAGCCUGUCAUUGACCUGAAGUUGGCUGGAACAGUGACAGUAAAAGCUGGAGAGUCGGUCAGGAUGGAGGCUGGUCUGAGAGGAAAGCCCCAGCCUGAGGUUAAAUGGAUGAAAGAUAAGGCUACUGGAGACAAUCCCAGAAUAAGCUAUGAAACUGGCCCAGACUACUCAAAAUUUCUGAUGACUAAGUCCAAGCGUAGUGACACAGGAAAAUACAUCAUCACUGCCACCAACUCGGCUGGGACUUUCACAGCAUAUGCCAAUGUUAAUGUCCUGGACAUUCCCGGCCCAGUGAGAAACCUGAGGAUUACUGGCAUUGGAGCUGACAGGUGCAGAGUGGUUUGGGAUGCUCCAGAGGAUGAUGGAGGUUGUGAGGUGGACAGCUACAUUCUGGAGAAAUGUGAAACCAGGAGGAUGGUUUGGUCCACGUAUUCAGCCUCUGUGGUCACACCAUACUGCAACGUCACUCGUUUGGUGGAGGGCAAUGAAUACAUAUUCAGAGUGAGGGCAGAAAACAAGAUGGGAACUGGCCCUGCCAUGGAGAGUAAGCCUAUAACUGUCAAGACUCAGUUCAACAAACCUGGACCCCCUGAAGCCCCUGAAGUCACCAAGGUGAGCAAAGAUGAGAUGACUGUGGUCUGGGCUCCUCCUGAGAAUGAUGGAGGAAAGUCGAUCACUGGCUACAUCCUUGAAAGGAAGGAGAAGAGGGCAGUGCGCUGGGUGCCCUGCACUAAGAGCCCGAUCUCUGAGAGACGCAUGAAAGUAACCAACCUGAUUCCAAACCACGAGUACCAGUUCAGAGUGAGAGCUGAGAAUGAAGUCGGUCUGGGAGAUCCCAGUAAACCCUGCAGACCAGUUGCAGCCAAAGAUCCUAUUGGUGAGUUUGCUGUCACAACUUUACUAUUAAGAAGUUCAAGUGGGGGGGGGUUGUUUUGUUUUGUUACAGAGGCUCCAGAAAUUGAGCUGGAUGCCAGUCUGAGGAAAGGCCUUUCUGUGAGGGCUGGUUGUCCUAUAAGGCUUUUCGCCGUGAUCAGAGGAAGGCCUGCCCCCAAGGUUACGUGGAAGCGGUUGGGUGUGGACAAUGUAGUCCGCCGUGGUCACGUGGACCAGGUUGACACCAUGUCCUUCCUUGUUAUCCCUGAGAGCACCAGAGAGGAUUCUGGAAAAUAUUCACUCACUCUGUCCAACUCAGCUGGAGAGAAAGCAAUAUUUGUCCGUGUCAAAGUCCUUGACACACCUGGUCCGGUUGGCAGCCUGGAUGCCACUGACAUCACCAAAACAACAGCUCAACUCUCCUGGUUGCCACCGGAGAAUGACGGAGGCAGCCCCAUCCUCAUUUACGUUGUGGAGAAACGAGAGGUUGAUAGGAAGACCUGGACCAAGUGCACAGAGGACCUGAAGAAGACUAGCUUCAAGGUCACCAACCUUACACCUGGCAUUGAGUAUUACUUCAGAGUCAUGGCCUGCAACAAGUAUGGCAUUGGAGUUCCUCAAGACUCACCCAGGUCCUACUUGGCUGUUGACCCAAUCAGUGAGCCAGACCCUCCAAAGAAGAUGGACGUGUUAGAGAUCACCAAGAAUAGUGCUACACUGGGCUGGCUAAAGCCACUCAGGGAUGGAGGUGCCAAAAUCAAUGGUUAUGUGGUGGAUUACCAGGAGGAGGGUGCACCCGAGGACAAGUGGACACCAUAUUCUGUGGUCAAAGACCUGACUAUCGUGGUAGUUGGUCUGAAAGAAGGAAAGAAGUAUAAGUUCAGAGUGGCUGCUAGGAACUCAGUGGGCGUCAGUUUGGCUCGAGAGGCUGAGGGAAUGUUUGAAGUUAAGGAGCAGCUCAUGGCUCCAAAGAUAAUCAUGCCUGACAUUGUGACAGUCAGAGCUGGAUCCAAGAUGACGAUUGAGGCUAUUGUGGCAGGUAAACCUGCUCCUGUCUGCAAGUGGAAGCAGGGCAAUGAGGAUGUGCUAACCUCGGAUCGCCUGUCCAUUGUAAAGACGCUGACAACUACCACACUUAUUAUAAAGAAUGUAACAAGAAAGGAUAGUGGUUACUACAGCCUGUCAGCUGAGAACAGUACUGCCAAGAUUAAUCAGAUCCUCAAAGUCGUCGUCAUGGACAUCCCUGGACCCCCUGAAGCUCCUUUGGAGAUCACUGAACUGGACAUAGAUGCGUGCACACUGCUCUGGAACUCGCCACAGGAGGAUGGUGGUAGCAACAUCACCAGCUACAUUGUAGAGAAGUGUGAUGUUAGCCAGGGUGAUUGGGUCACCGUUUCUACAUCUUGCACAAAGACGAGCUUCAGAAUGACCAAACUGACACCUGGCAAAGAGUACAGCUUCCGUGUUCGUGCUGAAAACAGGUUUGGCGUCUCUGGGCCUACCUACUUUGAGAGGAUGAUUGCCAGAUAUCCAUUUGAUCCUCCGAGUGAACCCAGAAACCUGCAGAUAAACAAGGUCAACAAGGAUUUCGUCAUCCUGUCAUGGGAGCGUCCCAGCACUGAUGGUGGGAGCCCCAUCAGUGGAUAUUGCAUUGAAAAGAAGGAGAGGAAUGGCCUUCUGUGGGUGAGGGCUAAUGAGACUCUGGUCAAAGCCACUCAGUACACCUGCACAGGCCUGAUCGAUGGCCUGGAGUACACCUUCAGGGUGUCGGCACAAAACCAGGCCGGACAGGGCAAACCUUGUAAACAGACAGACUUCAUCACUGCCAGGACUGCUGUCGACCCACCAGGAAAACCCGAGCCCAUGGAUGUGACCAAGAGCACUGUAUCAUUAGUGUGGGGCCGUCCAAAGCAUGACGGUGGCAGCAAGUUGAUUGGCUACUACGUGGAAUAUACAAAGCUUCCAGAAGAGAAGUGGACUCGCUGCAAUGCCAACUGCAUGAACAUCCAGACAGAGAACUAUGUGGUGACUAACCUACAGGAGGGUCAACAAUACCAGUUUAGAGUCAUCGCCAAGACUGCAAUCAACAGCAGCCUUCCAUCUGAGCUAUCUGACCCGAUUCCUGUCAUCGCAGAGAAUGUUGCUCCUCGUGUGGAAGUAGGUGUUAACAUGAAGAACCUGAUUGUGGUGAAAGCUGGAGAAAAUGUCUUCCUGGAUGCUGAGGUCUUUGGCAAACCACUUCCCAAAGUGAGCUGGAAGAAGGAUGGAGUACCUCUGGUCCUUGCUGAGGGAAUGAAGAUGUCCCAAAAGAAACAUCUUCAUCUGCUGGAGCUAUACUCUGUCACCAGGAAAGAGACUGGGGACUACACUAUCACAGCUGAAAAUGUCAAUGGCACCAAGUACGCCACCAUAAAGGUCAAAGUACUCGACAAACCAGGCCCUCCAGCCUCAGUGAAAAUUUCCAAGGUGUUUGCUGACCGUGUUAAGCUGCGCUGGGUGCCACCACUUGCAGAUGGUGGUUCUGAAAUCACUAACUACAUCAUUGAGAAGCGUGAGACUAGCAGGGCCAACUGGGCAUUGGUCACCUCAAACAUCCAUGGACACAUCACUGACUGUUCAGUGGAGAAACUUAUUGAAGGACACGAAUAUCAGUUCCGAGUCAGCGCUGAGAACCAGUAUGGUGUGGGAGAUCCCAUUAUGACUGAUGCCGUCACGGUCAAGAAUCCGUAUGAUGUUCCUGGUCCAUGUGAGCCGCCUGUCAUCACCAACAUCACACAGAACUCCAUGACAGUCAGCUGGAAGGCCCCAGCCAAUGAUGGCAAGUCUCCCAUCCUUGGCUACAUGGUGGAGAAACGUGAGGCCACUGAGCUGAGCUGGGCUAAGGUUAACCGCCGACCAGUCAUCGAUAGGACCAUCAAGGCCAUUCAACUGACUGAGGGCUCUGAGUAUGAGUUCAGAGUAAUUGCUAUAAACAAGGCUGGUCUUGGGAAACCCAGCGAUGCUUCAAACGGUGCCCUGGCUGUUGACCCUGUCUAUCCUCCCGGGCCACCUGCCUUCCCCAAGGUGGUGGACUCUACCAAGUCGUCAGUUAGCCUUAGCUGGACCAAACCAGCAUACGAUGGUGGCUGUGAGAUCAUUGGAUACUUGGUUGAGUGCAAGCGAGUUGAUGCAGAGAGCUGGACGAGAUGCAAUGUGCCGAAGAAACUCCAGGCCACGAAAUUCCUGCUGACAGGCCUGAUGGACAACACCGAGUACCAGUUCAGAGUCACGGCUGUUAACAAGAUUGGCUACAGUGAGCCCAGCGAGGUGCCUGGAAACUACAUGCCUAAGGAUAUUCUAAUUGCUCCUGAUGCUGAGCUUGACGCCGACCUGAGAAAAGCUUUGGUUCUGCGAGCUGGAGUAACCAUGAGGCUCUACGUACCGCUGAGAGGACGCCCAGCACCGAAGGUGACAUGGACUAAAGUUGAUGCUAAUUUGAAGGAAAGGCAAGGACUGCUGAUCAAGACAUCGGAGUGGGACACCCUGCUGAUGAUUGAGGAUGUUAACAGAUGUGAUUCUGGCAAAUAUGUUCUGUCACUGGAGAACAGCAGCGGCUCUAAGAGCUACACCAUCGUAGUAAAGGUCCUCGAUUCUCCGGGCCCGCCCUUAAACCUGACUGUGAAGGAAACCUCCAGAACCCAUGCCUGCAUCACCUGGGAUGCCCCACUGAUUGAUGGUGGUAGUCCAGUUAAGAACUACAUCGUAGAGAAACGUUUGGCUGAGAGGAAAGCCUGGACCUGUGUGUCAGCAGAUUGUCCUAAGAUCUCCUUCAGGAUCACCAACCUGGAGGCAGGACAGGCCUACUGCUUCAGAGUUCUAGCUGAAAAUGCAUACGGCAUUGGAGAAGGCUGUGAGACCCCAGGCAGCAUCAGGGCCUCUGAGCAACCUGGUCCGGUGACAGACUUCAAAGCUCAGAAGACUACAAAGAACUCGAUCACCCUGUCCUGGAAGAAGCCAAUCAAUGAUGGUGGAAGUUUUAUUACUGCAUACAUCUUGGAGCAGGGUGAAGGCGAGGAGAAGUGGAAGCAGAUCGUGAAAGGCAAGAAUACCUCGCACACGAUUGGAGAACUGACAGAAGGCAAGGAGUAUUCUUUCAGGGUCAAGGCACUCAACGAGUCUGGAGAGGGACCGCCCACUGAGCUCACUGCUGUUGCAAAGGACCAAUUUGUGCUACCCGACUGCAACUUAAGUGAUCUGCACGAUGGCUGCUGUGUGGUUAAGGAGGGCAGCACAACGCGCAUUAACAUCCCCAUCACUGGAGUUCCAAACCCCACUGCUACCUGGAAGAAGGGCGAUACAGGACUGGGUGAUACUGGCCGGAUGUGUAUUGAAGCAUCUCAGGGCAUCACCACCUUACUGAUUAGAGACUGCCAGAGAGGAGAUGCUGACACCUACACUAAUGUCUUCCUCUCGCUUUCUCUUCUUCCUCCAGAUGUUCCCGGGGCACCUGCUCCACCAGAAAUUGUGAGCAUCAGGCAUGAAUCAGCCAUCUUGACUUGGGUUGAUCCAAAGGACAGUGGUGGUGCCCCAGUUACUGGAUAUCACAUAGAAUAUAAGGAAAAGAACAGUCUGAUGUGGAAACGGGCGAGUAAGACUCCUCUGAGAGUGAAAGAAUGUAGAGUCACUGGACUGACAGAAGGAUUAGAAUAUGAGUUCAGGGUAAUGGCCAUGAACAUGGCUGGCCUGGGAAAGGCUAGCAAAGUAACUGAGGCCGUGGUUGCUCUGGAUCCCAUUGAUCCUCCUGGCAAGCCUGAAGUAAUCAGUGUCACCAGGAACACAGUCACUCUGAUAUGGACAGCUCCCAAAUAUGACGGUGGCUACAAGCUAACUGGUUAUAACAUAGAGAAACUUGAGGCCAGUGGUAAGGCCUGGAUGAAAGCAAAUCAUGUCAACAUUCAGGGCUGUGCUUUUACCGUCACUGACCUGACUGAAGGAUCCCAGUAUGAAUUUAGAGUCAGAGCCAGGAAUUCUGCAGGUGCCAUCAGUAUUCCUUCAGAGCCUACUCCGCUUUUGACCUGCAGGGAUGAAUAUGAGCCCCCAACCAUCACUAUUGACCCAGAAAUGAAAGAUGGUAUAGCCGUCAGAGCAGGAGACACAAUUGUAAUCUCAGCUUCUAAAAUUGUGGGCAAACCUCCACCUACUUCAGCGUGGUCCAAGGGAGGACGUGAGUUGAAGACUUCUGACAUUGUCACCAUCACCAGUACCCCAACCUCCUCUAUUCUGGCUAUUAAGUACGCAAGUCGGAAGAACACAGGGGAGUACACUGUCACUGCCAGCAACCCCUUUGGCAUUAAGGAAGAACAUGUUAAGGUGAAGGUCUUAGAUAUUCCUGGACCUCCAGGCCCAAUUGAAGCCAGUAACAUUUCAGCCGAAAAGUGUACCCUGACCUGGCUUCCACCAGAGGAGGAUGGAGGCUCUUCUAUCAAAUCCUACAUCCUUGAGAAGAGAGAAACCAGCCGACUACAGUGGACCAAGCUAGCUGAAAAUGUCGUGGAUUGCAGACACGUAGUCAGCAAACUGAUUAAAGGCAAUGAAUACGUUUUCAGAGUGUCUGCUGUGAACCAGUAUGGCACAGGAGAUUCAAGCCAGUCUGGUCCAGUCAAAAUGGUUGAUAGUUUCUCACCACCAGGUCCGCCCUCAACCCCAGAGAUUGAUAAUGUUAGUAGGAAUGCUAUCACCAUUUCAUGGAAGAGACCAGUACAAGAUGGGGGAAGUGACAUUAGGGGAUACUGUGUUGAGAGGAAAGAGAGAAAAGGACUGAGAUGGGUCAGAGCCAGUAAGCGGACUAUCCCUGACCUGCGGUUUAAGGUGCAAGGCCUGAGUGAGGGAGUAGAGUACGAGUUUAGAGUCACUGCUGAGAACAAGGCUGGAUUUGGGGAGCCAAGUGAACCAUCGCGCCCUGUCAUGACAAAAGAUAUUGUGUAUCCACCCGGUCCCCCAUCCAACCCUAGAAUUACAGAAACCACCAAAACCUCAGCCACAUUCGCCUGGGGCCGACCCCACUAUGAUGGUGGUCUUGAAGUAGAGGGCUACAUUGUUGAAUAUAAAAAGGAAGGACAUGAUGAUUGGGAGACAGAGACACAGUACCCACUGAAAGCUUCAGAAUACGUGAUUGGUAAACUACAAAAAGGAGGCAAAUACCACUUCAGGGUUAGUGCUGUAAACUCUGAGGGAAUAGGCGAGCCUGCGGAGGUUGAGAAAGUGACUGAAUUGGUGGACCAGGAGAUGUUGCCAGACUUUGAGCUGGAUGCUGAACUCAGAAGAACUCUGGUAGUUAGAGUUCGUGCUUCAAUCCGUAUGUUUGUUCCUAUCAAGGGCCGUCCUGUCCCUGAAGUCACAUGGAGUAAAGAUGAUACUAACCUGAAAACACGUGCACAUAUUGACACCACAGAGUCGUACACUCUUCUGAUUAUUCCUGACUGCACAAGAUAUGAUGCUGGAAAAUACCACCUUUGUCUAGAGAAUGUUGCUGGAAAGAAGACUGGGUUUGUUAAUGUGAAAGUUCUGGAUUCACCGGGACCGCCAGUCAAUCUCAAACCUAGAGAGAUCACGAAGAACAGCAUCACCCUACAGUGGGAAAUUCCCAUUAUUGACGGCGGUUCUAAGAUUCGUAACUACAUUAUUGAGAAAAGAGCAGCCACUAAGAAGGCCUACACAGUGCUUAGCACCACAUGGCAGAAGUGUUCCUUCAAGAUUCCAGACCUCCAGGAGGGAGCUUACUACUAUUUCCGUGUCUCAGCUGAGAAUGACCUGGGUGUGGGUGAGCCAGCUGAAACCCCAGAGCCAAUCAGGGUAUCCCAGGCCCCCUCUGCCCCAGAAAAUUUGUAUGUCACCGAUGUUACCUCUGAUAGUGCCAGCCUUGCAUGGACCAAGCCUUUGCAUGAUGGUGGCAGCUUGAUCACUGGGUAUGUCAUUGAGGCUCAAAAGAAGGACACUGAUCAGUGGGUCCAUGUGGCCACCAUUAAGGCUCUGGAUUAUACUGUUACAGAUCUAAUUGAGGGUGCUGAAUAUACCUUCCGUAUAAUGGCAGUCAAUGCAUCAGGCAGGAGUGAUCCCCGUGAGAGCAGACCAGCUGUUAUCAAAGAGCAGACUUCUGCUCCUUCAUUUGACCUGCGUGGGGUCUACCAGAAAACGGUCAUUGCUAAGGCAGGAGAUCGGUUGAAGGUGGAGAUUCCAGUGUUGGGCAAACCAAGGCCUGUGGUUUCAUGGAAGAAAGGAGAUAGAGUGCUCAAGGAGACACAAAGACUCAACAUUGAAACCACACCAACAUCAACUAUUCUCAACAUCAGUGAGAUAAAACAGAAAGAUGGAGGCCAGUAUUCUAUGACUGGUAAAAACAUGCUGGGGACAAUGACAGAGACAAUCACAGUCCUGGUUCAUGACAUUCCUGGACCUCCAACUGGUCCUAUUAAGCUGGAAGAAAUUUCAUGUGAUUAUGUGCUGAUGUCCUGGGACCCACCAGAAAAUGAUGGAGGUGUUCCUAUUAACAACUAUAUUGUUGAGAUGCGGGAGACCACUGGUACUUCAUGGGUAGAGCUGGCAGCUACAGUCAUCCGCACCACAUUUAAGGCAGCCAGACUCACUACAGGAACUCAGUAUCAGUUCCGCAUCAAGGCCCAGAACAGAUAUGGGAUUGGACCAAGCAUUAUCUCUGAACCAGUGCUAGCUGUCUAUCCAUUUGAUGUACCAAGCCAGCCUGGCACUCCCGUGGUCACCUCUUUCAACAAGGAUGCUAUGACCCUUAGUUGGAAUGAGCCAUCCUCUGAUGGAGGUAGUGCCAUUCUGGGCUAUCAUAUGGAAAGGAAAGAGAAAAACAGUAUUCUGUGGCAGAGGAUCAGCAAAGCCCUUGUUGUUGGAAAUCUAUUUAAAUCAACGGGCCUUAUUGAUGGAAUUGCAUAUGAACACCGUGUUAUUGCUGAAAAUAUGGCUGGUCUCAGCAAAGCCAGCAAACCCUCUGAGCCCAUGUAUGCUUUGGACCCAGUUGAUCCACCAGGCAGGCCAGUAGCACUAAAUAUUACUAGGCAUGAAGUGACCUUGUCAUGGACCAAGCCAGAGGGAGAUGGAGGAUUUUCUAUUACUGGAUACACUGUAGAGAGGAGGGAGAUGCCCAAUGGACGUUGGCUCAAAGCAAACUUCAACAACAUUCUGGAAACUAUCUACACAGUCAGUGGUCUAACUGAAGAUGCAACCUAUGAAUUCCGUGUGUUUGCUAGGAACUCAGCUGGUGCUGUUAGUGCUCCAUCCCAGUCAUCUGAAGCAAUCUUGUGCAGAGAUGACAUUGAAGAGCCCCGGCUUGAUGUAGAUGUAUCAUAUAGCAGCACUGUUGUUGUCAUGGCAGGAGAGGUAUUCAAGCUGGAAGCCAGUGUAACUGGAAGGCCAAUCCCAUCUCUGGUAUGGACCAAAGAAGGAAAGGAGCUUGAUGAUACAGCCAAAAUUGAGAUAAAAUCAUCCGAGUUCCACACAACUUUAACAAACAAAGAUUCGCUCAGGAGGGAUGGUGGUGCUUUCACUUUGAUUGCGAGCAAUCCUGGUGGCUUUGCUAAGUUCAUAUACAAUGUCAAGGUGUUAGACAGACCAGGACCUCCCAACUCCCUCACUGUAACAGAUGUCACUGCUGAGAAAUGUGUCCUUAAUUGGAUCCAUCCAACACAUGAUGGUGGUGCCAAGAUUGAGUACUUUAUCCUUCAGAGACGAGAGACCAGCAGGUUGGCUUGGACAAAUGUGGCCACAGACCUUCAAGCUAAUAGGUUCAAGGUCACUAAGCUUCUAAAGGGCAAUGAAUACAUUUUCAGAGUUAUGGCUGUUAACAAGUAUGGUGUGGGUGAACCUGUUGAGUCAGAACCUGUCAUCUGUGCCAACCCCUAUGUACCCAGUGACCCACCACAGCAGCCUGAAGUCACCAUAAUCACCAAGGACUCUAUGGUUGUCUGCUGGGAUCGCCCUGAACAUGAUGGUGGCAGUAGAAUAAACACAUACGUAAUUGAAAGACGGGACAAAACUGGCCUGCGCUGGGUGAAGUGCAACAAGAGGACUGUAACUGACUUGCGAUUCAAAGUCUCAGGCCUCACACCAGGGCAUGAAUAUGAAUUCAGAGUUCUUGCUGAGAAUAAUGCUGGGCUAAGUCAGCCCAGUCCUUCCAGUCCAUUCUACAAAGCCAUUGACACCAUCUUCCAACCUGGACCUCCAGGGAACCCCAGAGUGCUGGACACAACCAAAUCUUCUAUUACACUUGCAUGGAACAAGCCUGUCUAUGAUGGUGGUUCAGAAAUCACUGGUUACAUAGUGGAGACCUGCCUGCCUGAGGAGGAUGAAUGGACAAUUCACACUCCCAAGAAGGGUUGGACUGCCACUUCUUUCACCAUCACCAAUUUGAGGGAAAACCAAGAGUAUAAAGUCAAUAUUUCUGCAACUAAUUGUGAAGGAGUGGGAGAGCCUGCAGCUGUUCCUGGAACACCCAAGUCUGAAGACAGACUAGUUCCUCCAGAAAUUGAACUUGGAGCAGAACUACGUAAGGUGGUCUGCAUCAGAGCCUGCAGCACACUCAGACUUUUUGUCCCUAUCAAGGGAAGACCAGCACCUGAAAUAAAAUGGUCUAGAGAGCAUGGGGAAUCUCUAGAUAAAGCUAACAUUGAAAUCACCUCAUCAUUCACCACUCUUCAGGUAGAGAAUGUUGACAGAUUUGAUGUGGGUAAAUACAUUGUGACUGUAGAGAAUGCCUCAGGAAGUAAGACAGCCUUUGUUAAUGUCAGAGUGCUAGACAGUCCUGGAGCACCUCAGAAUCUGAUUGUCAGGGAGGUCACUAGAGAUUCAGUUUCUCUUGCUUGGGAUGCUCCUCUCAUUGAUGGUGGUUCCAGAGUCCGCAAUUACAUCGUGGAGAAGCGUGAAUCAACCAGAAAGGCUUAUUCAACUGUGUGUGCCAGCUGCCAUAAGUCAAGUUGGAAAGUUGGAGACCUAGAGGAGGGAAAGAUGUACUUCUUUAGAAUUUUGGCUGAGAAUGAAUAUGGCAUUGGCCUCCCAGUAGAGACUCUUGAACCAAUUAAAGCAUCAGAGAAGCCUCUUCCCCCAGGCAAAGUGUCUCUCCGUGAAGUUACCAGCAAAAGUGUCACAUUAAGUUGGGAAAAGCCUGACCAUGACGGUGGAAGCAGAAUCACUGGCUAUAUAGUUGAAAUGCAGGGAAAAGGCAGUGAGAAGUGGACCCAGGUUAUGGUUGUAAAAAGCAAUGAAGCUCAUGUUACUGGCCUUACACAGGGAGAGGAGUAUACAUUCCGUAUUUCAGCCACUAAUGAAAAGGGAGUCAGUGACCCCCGCCCUCUCAAUGUGCCUGUGGUUGCCAAGGAUCUGGUCAUCUCACCAACCUUCAAACUUCUUUUCAGCACAUUUAGUGUGCUAGCAGGGGAUGAUCUGAAAAUAGAUGUACCAUAUGCUGCCCAUCCCAAGGCUACACCAACUUGGCUCAAAGAUGGUGUUGCUCUCAAAGAGACGACAAGAGUGAAUGCAGAUUCCACAGACAAAAAUCUUCACCUGGUUAUUAAGGAGGCUUGCAGAGAUGAUGUGGGAACAUAUACUGUCAAACUUACUAACACAGCUGGAGAGGCAUCUACAGAUAUUAGUGUUAUUGUUUUAGAUAAGCCUGGCCCUCCAACUGGCCCAAUUAAGCUAGAUGAGGUCACUGCUGAUAGCGUGAUCCUGUCCUGGGAUCCACCUCAGUAUGAAGGCGGUUGUGCCAUCAAUAAUUACAUCGUUGAGAAGAGAGACACAUCUACCACUAACUGGCAGAUUGUGUCAGCUACAGUAGCCAGAACCACUAUCAAGGCAGCACGUCUGAAAACUGGAUUGGAGUACCAAUUUAGGAUUGCUGCAGAGAACAGAUAUGGCAAAUCUUCAGCCCUGUUAUCUGAUACUAUUGUUGCUCAGUAUCCUUUUGAGGUUCCUAGUUCACCACGUUCUGUUACCAUUCAGUCAACCACCAAGGAAAGUAUGGUGGUUGUAUGGGAAAAACCCAGCAAUGAUGGUGGAAGCAAGAUUUUGGGAUACCAUUUAGAGCUAAAAGAGAGAAACAAUAUAUUGUGGGUGAAACAGAACAAACAACUUGUCCCAGAAGCAAGAUUCAAGGUUAUUGGCCUGGAGGAGGGUAUUGAAUAUGAGUUCAGAGUUUAUGCUGAGAACAUUGUUGGCCUCAGCAAAGCCAGCAAAGUGAGUGAAGUACAAGUUGCCCGAGAUCCUUGUGACAGACCGGGAAAACCAGAAGCUGUCAUUGUAACACGAAACAAAGUGACACUAAGAUGGACAAAACCCCAAUAUGAUGGUGGAAUCAAGAUCAUAGGUUAUGUUGUUGAGAAGAAGGAGGGAGCUGGUCGCUGGAUGAAGGCCAGUUUCGCUAACAUCACUGAAACAGAAUUUGUUGUCACAGGACUUAUUGAGAAUCAGAUUUAUGAAUUCCGUGUCAUUGCCAAAAAUGCAGCAGGUGUUUUUAGCCAGCCAUCUGAUUCUACUGGAGCCAUCACUGCCAAGGAUGAGGUGGAUCCACCCAAAAUUGACUUGGAAGCUAAAUACUCCCAAACUGUGGUAGUUAAUGCUGGAGAGACAUUUAAACUUGAGGCUGCUGUUUAUGGUAAACCUGUACCCACAAUUCAUUGGCUGAAAGAGGGCCAGGAGAUCACCGAAGCAGCUCGCUUAGAGCUUAGGAACACAGAUUUUACAGCUUGUCUUGUUGUUAAAGAAGCCAUCCGUGUUGAUGGAGGUCACUACAUACUUCUAGUAAAGAAUGUUGGAGGAGAGAAAUCUGUUAACAUUAAUGUUAAGGUUUUAGAUAGACCUGGUGCACCCGAAGGCCCUAUAUCCAUUUAUGGUGUCACUAAUGAAAAAUGCUCAAUUUCCUGGAAACCUCCCUUGCAAGAUGGAGGAAGUGAUGUUUCCCAUUAUAUUGUUGAGAGGAGGGAAACCAGCAGAUUGGUUUGGACUGUAGUUGAACCAAAAGUUCAGACACUGAACUUGAAGAUCACCAAAUUACUUCCUGGUAAUGAAUAUAUUUUCAGAGUGAUUCCUGUUAACAAAUAUGGAGUUGGAGAGCCACUGGAAUCUGAGCCAAUGGUUGCCAGGAAUCCAUUUGUCACUCCCAACCCACCAACAAAUGUGGAAGUUUCCACAAUCACCAAAGACUCUAUGGUGGUGACCUGGGAGAGACCAACUAAUGACGGUGGCAGCCCAAUCCAGGGAUACAUUGUUGAGAAACGUGACAAGGAUGGUGUGCGAUGGACUAGAUGCAACAAGCGCAAUAUUAGUGAGCUGCGCUUUAGAGUUACAGGGCUUCUUGAAAACCAUGGCUAUGAAUUCAGAGUUGCUGCUGAGAAUGCUGCAGGUGUUGGCAUGCCUAGUGCACCAACAGUGUACUACAAAGCACUGGAUCCUGUCUUCAAACCAGGCCCACCAAACAACCCCAAGGUGGUAGACACAUCUAGAUCCACUGUUUCCCUAACAUGGGGCAAACCCAUCUAUGACGGUGGCUGCGAGGUUCAGUCUUACAUUGUAGAGGCAUGUAAUGGUGCAUCUGAUGAGUGGUUUAUGUGUACUCCACCAACUGGAAUCAUGGACACAAAAUAUACUGUGAAAAAACUUCUGGAAAAGCAUGAGUACCAAUUUAGAGUGUGUGCAAUCAACAAGGUUGGUGUUGGUGAGCAUGCUGAUGUUGCUGGAAAAAUUCUUAUGGAGGAGAAACUUGAAGCACCUGAUCUUGAUCUUGAUGCAGAUAUGAGAAAGAUGAUCAACAUCAGAUCAGCAAGUACGCUCAGAUUGUUUGUUCCUGUAAGAGGUCGUCCAGCUCCAGAGGUGAAAUGGGGCAAGGCUGAUGGUGAGAUUAAGGAGACUGCUCUGAUUGACAAUACAGGCAGCUAUGCAUCACUUGUCAUUGAGAAUGUUGACAGAUUUGAUAGUGGCAAGUAUACCCUGACUGCUGAGAAUGCUAGUGGAGUAAAAUCAGUCUUCAUAAGUGUCAGAGUCCUGGACUCCCCUAGUCCACCAACUAACUUCGUGGUGAAAGAGAUUACCAAGAAUUCUGUCACUCUCACAUGGGAGCCUCCACAUCUGGAUGGUGGCUCAAAGAUUAAGCACUAUAUUGUUGAAAAGCGUGAGAGCACCAGGAAAGUGUACUCUCCCAUCACUACAUGCAACAAGAUGUCGUGGAAAGUUGAACCUCUUCCAGAGGGUGGAAUCUUUUUCUUUAGAGUAUUGGCUGAGAAUGAAUAUGGUGUGGGUCUCCCUGCUAAAACUAUAGAACCAGUUAAGAUAUCUGAGAAACCUCAGCCACCUGGCAAGGUCAGUGUUGUUGAUGUUACUCACAGCACUGUAACUUUAACUUGGGAAAAGCCUGUGCAUGACGGUGGUAGUAGACUCACCCACUAUGAAGUUGAACUAGCUCCCAAGGACAGUGAAACUUGGUCUAUAUGUGCUAGUGUGAAAGCACUGGAAACAUUAGUGACAAACCUUCUCAAGGGAGAGGAGUACCAGUUCAGAGUUGUUGCUGUAAAUGACAAGGGCAAAAGUGACCCACGACAGCUGGCUCAUUCUGUUGUAGCAAAGGACCUUGUUAUCGAACCUUCUGUUAGACCCAAGGCAAGUUCUUACAGUGUCCAGGUGGGGUAUGACCUCAAGAUAGAGGUCCCGGUCGCUGGUCACCCUAAACCAAUUAUCACCUGGACCAAAGAUGGCGUAGCCCUUAAGCAGACUACCAGAGUCAAUGUCACUGACUCAGCACAAACUACCACUCUUACCAUAAAGGAUGCUACCAGAGAAGAUGGAGGUAUGUACACUAUCAGUGUCUCCAAUGACCUUGGUUCAAAGAAUGCCACUGUAGAUGUGAUCACCUUGGACAAACCAGGCCCACCCACAGGCCCUGUAAAGUUGGAUGAUAUCAGUGCUGAGAGCAUCACCCUCAGCUGGGAACCUCCUACAUACACAGGUGGUUGUCCAAUCUCAAACUAUGUGGUGGAGAAGAGAGAUACAACCACAACAAACUGGUCGGUUGUGUCUGCCACUGUGGCUAGAACCACUCUAAAAGUCAGCAACCUGAAGACAGGCACUGAGUACCAGUUCAGAAUUUAUGCUGAAAAUAGAUAUGGAAAGAGCUAUGCAAUUGAUUCACAGCCUGUUGUGGCACAGUAUCCAUUCCAGGAGCCAGGACCACCAGGAACACCAUUUGUUUCUUCAUACACUAAAGACUACAUGGUAGUUGAGUGGCAUAAACCCCCAAGUGAUGGUGGCAGUGCCAUCUUGGGCUACCAUCUGGAAAGGAAAGAAAGGAACAGUAUCCUCUGGACAAAGAUAAACAAAAUGCUCAUCCAAGAUUGUAGAUUCAAAUCUACUCCACUCGAGGAAGGCAUUGAGUAUGAGUAUAGAGUCUAUGCAGAGAACAUUGUUGGCAUUGGUGAAUGUAGCAAAGUAUCUGAGGUUUAUGUUGCCCGUGAUCCAUGUGAUCCUCCUAGCCGUCCUGAGGCUUUGAUUGUGACCAGGCACUCAGUGAAACUCAAGUGGAACCCCCCACAGUACGAUGGUGGGAGUUUAGUUACAGGUUAUCUAGUAGAGAAACGUGAUCUUCCUGAAGGAAAAUGGAUGAAGGCUAGCUUCACAAACAUCAUUGAACACGAAUUCACAGUUACUGGCCUGACAGAAGAUAGCAAAUAUGACUUCAGAGUAAUUGCAAAGAAUGCUGCAGGUGCCGUUAGCAAGGCCUCUGAGAGCACAGGAUCCAUAACGGCUAAGGAUGAAGUUGUCCCACCUACGAGUGAGACAGAUCCUAUGUACAACCAGACCCUUGUUAUAAAUGCAGGAGAGACAUUCAAUCUUGAGGCCAGUGUGGAAGGAAAGCCUAUUCCAACUGCUCAGUGGUUCAAGGGGAAUCUUGAAGUUGAAAACUCAGCAAGAGCGGAGAUCAAAAACACAGAUUUUAAAGCUUUGCUUGUUGUAAAAGAUGCUAUCAGAGUUGAUGGUGGACAUUAUACUCUGGUUCUCACAAAUGUUGCAGGAAGUAAGACUAUCCCCUUCAGUGUGAAGGUUCUGGACAGACCAGGGCCUUCAGAAGGACCUCUUACUAUCAGCAAUGUUACUGAGGAAAAAUGCUCACUGUCGUGGCUGCCACCCAGGCAUGAUGGAGGCGCCAGCAUUUCUCACUACAUCAUUCAGAAAAGAGAAACUAGCCGCUUGGCAUGGACUGUGGUCUGCAGUGAUUGUAAAGCUACCAUGUUUAAAGUUACAAAACUACUGAAGGGAAAUGAGUACAUCUUCAGAGUCAUGGCUGUCAACAAAUAUGGCACAGGUGAGCCGCUUGAAUCAGCACCAGUUAUCAUGAGAAAUCCAUUUGUUCCACCUGGAGCACCUCAGGAUCUUGAGAUCACAAAUAUCACCAGGGAUUCUAUGACUGUAUGUUGGAACCGUCCUGAGACAUCAGGAGGCAGUGACAUUGUUGGCUACAUUGUUGAGAAGAGAGACAGAGCAGGAGUGAGGUGGACCAAGUGCAACAAACGCAGAGUGACAGACUUGCGUUUCAGAGUAACAGGACUGACUGAGGACCAUGAAUAUGAAUUCAGGAUAUCUGCUGAGAAUGCAGCUGGAGUGGGCCAUCCAAGUCCAUCGACAACCUAUCUUAAGGCAUGUGACCCCACCUUCGAGCCAGGCUGUCCCACCAAUGUCCAUGUGGUAGACACUACUAGAGACUCCAUUAGUCUGGCUUGGCACAGACCUAUCUAUGAUGGUGGCUGUGAGAUUCAAGGCUACGCAGUGGAAAUAACCAAGGCUGAUGAGGAGGAAUGGGUCAUAUGCACCCCACCUUGUGGAGUCAAUGCUACCAAGUUUACUAUCAAAAAGUUGAUUGAACACCAAGAAUACAAGGUCCGCACUUGUGCUAUCAACAAGGAGGGUGUUGGUGAGCCUACUGAGAUUCAGGGAGUCGUCAAACCUAUGGAUAAGAUUGACCCUCCAGAAGUGAUUCUGGAUUCAGAGCUCAGGAAGGGAAUAGUUGUCCGUGCAGGAGGCUCGAUGAGAGUCUGCAUUCCAUUCAAAGGCCGUCCUACUCCUGAGAUAAACUGGGCCAAAGAGGGUGGAGAGUUACCCAGUAAAGUUCAGGUUGAGACUGGUGAAGAUUACACAAAGCUCUCAAUUGAAAUCUGUGACAAAUAUGAUGCUGGAAAGUACGUGCUCAAUUUAGAAAAUAGUGCUGGCACCAAAUCAGCUUUUGUUUCCGUUAAGGUGCUAGACACUCCAGGGGCUCCUUUAAACCUAACAGUAACAGACAUCAAGAGGAAAAGUGUGACUCUGACCUGGGAGCCUCCUCUUAUUGAUGGUGGUGCAAGAAUCAAGAAUUACCUUGUUGAAAAGAGGGAGUCCACGAGGAAGGUUUACUCUAAUGUGGACAACAAGUGCACAAAGACAAGCUAUCGUAUAACUGGCCUGACAGAGGGAACUAUAUAUUAUUUCAGAGUCUUAGCAGAGAAUGAGUUUGGUGUGGGACAGCCAGCUGAGACAGAAGAAUCAGUAAAAACAUCUGAGCCCCCCCUGCCUGUGGGUAAGGUCACAUUGACCGAAGUGACAAAAACAACUGCUUCACUCUCCUGGGAGAAGCCAGAUUAUGAUGGAGGUAGCAGAAUCAUUGGUUACUACAUUGAGAUGCAGCCUGUGGGCUCAGAGGAAUGGGUGGUAGCUGCCACAUGCAAAACUUGUGAAGGCACUGUCACAGGCCUCAGUGCAGGACAUGAGUACCUAUUUAGAAUCUUAGCCUUCAAUGAGAAGGGCAAGAGUGACCCUAGACCUUUGGCAGCGCCAGUCACUGCUAAAGACAUAACCAUUGAACCCAAAUUCAAGAUUCAAUUUAACACUUAUAGUUUACAGCACGGUGAGGAUUUGAAGAUUGAGAUUCCAGUGAUUGGACGACCUGUUCCCAAGGUUGAAUGGAAGAAGGAUGGACAAGCUCUUAAAGAGACGACAAGAAUUAAUGUUUCCAGCGCAUUGUCAUGCACUAAGCUGUACAUCAAAGAUGCAAAUAAGGAGGACUCUGGCAAAUACACUGUCACAGCCACCAGUAGCAUUGGAACAGCUACAGAGGAGCUUACUGUUAUUAUUCUUGAUAAGCCUGGGCCACCCACGGGCCCUGUAAAGAUAGAAGAGGUGAGCUCUAAUUAUGUCACCCUCUCUUGGGAGCCACCAGAGUAUACCGGAGGCUGUCCCAUCAAUAAUUACAUCGUGGAGAAGAGAGAUACUACCACCACAGCAUGGCAGAUUGUUUCUGCUACUAUUGCCAGGACAACCAUCAAAGUCACCAAGUUGAAGACUGGUGUUGAAUAUCAAUUCAGAGUGUCAGCUGAAAAUAGAUACGGGAAGAGUUCUGCAAUUGUCUCUCCUGCUGUUAUUGCUCAGUAUCCAUUUAGUGAGCCUGUGGCCCCAGGAACACCAGUCAUUUCUUCUGUAACCAAGGAUAGCAUGGUUGUUGAGUGGAAACCUCCUACCAACAAUGGGGGCAGUCCAAUUCUUGGCUAUCACCUUGAGAGAAAAGAAAAGAAUAGCCUCUUGUGGACUAAAUUAAACAAGCUUCUAAUACCAGACACACGUUUCAGAACUACAGAACUUGAAGAAGGUAUUGAGUAUGAAUUCAGGGUUUAUGCUGAAAAUAUUGCUGGUCUCAGCCCAGCUAGCAAGCUGUCUGAGAGCACAGUAGCAAGGGACCCUUGUGACCCACCGGGAACUCCUGAGCCUAUUGAAAUCACCAGAAACCAUGUGACACUCCAGUGGACCAAGCCCCAGUAUGAUGGAGGGAGUGCAAUUACUGGCUAUGUGAUUGAGAGAAGGAAGCACCCAGACACCCGCUGGAUGAAGGCCAGCUUCACUAACAUCAUUGAUACACAAUUUACACUUACUGGUCUGACUGAAGACUGUGUGUAUGAGUUCAGGGUCAUUGCCAGAAAUAGUGCUGGGAUUUUGAGCCAACCCUCUCAGAGCACAGGGGAAAUUACUGCCAAAGAUGAAAUUGAGGCUCCAGCAGCCACCAUGGAUUCGAAAUUCAAGGAUAUGACUAUUGUUCACGCAGGUGAGACAUUUGUCAUUGAUGCUGACUAUACUGGAAAACCUUUGCCUGAGGUAAUUUGGUUAAAGGAUGGAAAAGAGAUUGACAAAGCCACACCAAGAAUGGAAAUCAAGACUACCCUCACACGUACCAUCCUGACAGUCAAGGAUUGCAUCAGAGUGGAUGGUGGCCACUUUUUCCUCAAGCUUAUUAAUGUGGGAGGAGUCAAGAUGAUCCCAGUUAAUGUCAAAGUUCUGGAUAGACCUGGGCCUCCAGAUGGACCUCUAGAAGUCAAAGGGGUCACAGCUGAGAAAUGUUAUCUGCAUUGGAGUCAUCCCUCACAUGACGGAGGAGCUAGCAUCUCUCACUAUAUCAUUGAGAAGAGAGAGACUAGUCGUUUGUCAUGGACUAUGGUUGAGCCCAAGAUUCAGGCAAUCAGCCACAAAAUCACAAAACUAUUGCCUGGCAAUGAAUAUAUCUUUCGAGUUACUGCUGUAAAUAAAUAUGGUGUUGGCGAGCCUUUAGAAUCAGAAGCUGUUGUUGCUCGUAACCCUUUCACCACUCCCAGUGCCCCCUUAACCCUUGAGGUCGGUGCCAUCACUAGGGACUCCAUGGUGCUUACCUGGGAGAGGCCCAAUGAUAAUGGAGGUGCAGAGAUUGAGGGAUAUGUCCUUGAAAAACGUGAUAAAGAUGGUAUCAGAUGGAGUAAAUGCAACAAGAAGAGGCUGAAUGACCUGCGAUUCAGAUGCACUGGUCUCACAGAGGGCCACUCAUAUGAAUUCAGGGUUUCGGCUGAAAAUGCUGCUGGUGUAGGAAAGCCUAGUGCACCAACUCCAUACAUCAAGGCCUGUGAUGCCACUUAUCCACCUGGACCCCCAAAUAAUCCAAAGGUCACUGACCAUUCAAGUACCACAGUUUCCCUUUCAUGGUCCAGGCCUAUAUAUGAUGGUGGUGCACAGAUCACUGGGUAUAUUAUUGAAAUGAAAGAGGCAACAGAUGAUGAAUGGAUCAUUAGCACACCACACACUGGCGUCCAAGCCACUAACUACACAGUAAAGAAACUUAAGGAGAAUGCGGAGUACAACUUCCGCGUAAGUGCUGUUAAUUGUGAGGGAGUAGGAGAACAUGUAGAUUUGCCUUGUUCUGUGAUUGCUGCAGAGAAGCUGGAGGCUCCUGAAAUUGAACUAGAUUGUGACCUAAGAAAGAUGGUCAACGUCCGUGCCUCUGCUACCUUGCGUCUGUUUGUGACAACCAGAGGGAAGCCUGAGCCUGAAGUCAGAUGGUCAAAGGCUGAUGGCACUCUAAAUGAACGUGCCCAGGUAGAAGUCACAAGCUCUUACACAAUGCUGGUGAUUGAGAAUGUUGACAGAUUUGACACUGGCAAAUAUGUGCUGACCCUUGAAAACCUCAGUGGCUCUAAAUCAGCCUUUAUCAAUGUCAGAGUUCUGGAUUCUCCUAGUGCUCCUACUAACCUCGGAGUUAAGGAUGUUAAAAGAAAUUCUGUCUCUCUCUCCUGGGAGCCUCCUCUAAUUGAUGGUGGGGCUAAGAUAUCACAUUAUAUAGUGGAGAAGAGAGAACAGAAGAGAAUGGCUUUCACCAGUGUUUGCACUAACUGCGUCAGAAACUCCUACAUUAUUUCAGACCUGCAGGAAGGAGGCCGAUACUAUUUCCGCGUGUUAGCUGUGAAUGAACUCGGAGUAGGUCUGCCUGCAUCCACAGAUCAAGUUAAGGUGUCUGAGCCUCCUCUGCCUCCUGGUAAGAUUGUCGUUGUUGACAUUACUCGUCAUACUGUUACACUCUCUUGGGAGAAACCUGAUCAUGAUGGAGGCAGUAAGAUUACAAACUAUAUUGUGGAGAUGCAGCCCAAGGGAGAUGACAAAUGGACGAUGUGCAAUGAAGUCAAAGCACUGGAAGCUACCAUUGAUGGACUCACAACUGGAGAGGAAUACUCCUUCAGGGUAACUGCUGUGAAUGAUAAGGGUAGAAGCGAUGCUAAGCCUCUGGCUACUCCUGUGGUGGUAAGGGACAUCACGAUGGAGCCCAUCAUCAACCUGUUAUUCACCACAUACAGUGUAAAAGCAGGAGACGAUUUGAAGAUUGACGUUCCCUUCAAAAGCAGACCAGAGCCUGAGGUGUGCUGGAAGAAGGAUGGCCAAGUGCUUAAGCAGACAACCAGGGUAAAUGUUCUUAAUUCAAAAACCUCAUCUAAGAUUGUCAUCAAGGAUGCCACGAAGGAGGAUGUAGGGAAGUAUGUGAUUACCCUGACUAACUCAGUUGGUACCAAGUCAGCUGAAAUUUCUGUUAUAAUCCUGGAUAAACCUGGACCACCUAGUAACAUUAAGGUUGAUGAGGUGAGCGCUGACUUUAUUUUUCUGUCUUGGGAUCCUCCAACCUAUGAUGGUGGUUGUCAGAUUAACAACUAUGUCGUUGAGAAGAGAGACACUACUACUACAACAUGGCAAAUCGUGUCAGCCACAGUGGCCAGAACAUCAAUAAAGGUUUCUCGACUUACACAGGGGACAGAGUACCAGUUCCGCAUUGCAGCUGAGAACCGUUAUGGGAAGAGUCCUGCCAUAGAUUCUGCUCCUGUUGUUGCUCAGUAUCCAUUUGAGCCUCCUGGCCCUCCAACCCAACUUCAUGUUGCCCAUGCCACCAAAACUGGGAUGCUCGUGGUAUGGGGCAGACCUGGAAGUGAUGGUGGAAGUCCUGUUAUUGGUUAUCACAUUGAAAGCAAAGACCAAAGCAGCAUCUUGUGGACCAAGGUCAACAGAGGUCUGGUGGCUGAGAACCAGUUUAAGAUGACAGGAAUGGAAGAAGGUUUGUUGUAUCAGUUCAGAGUGUAUGCUGAGAAUAUUGCUGGAAUUGGUCCAUGCACUAGGGCAAGUGACCCUGUGGCAGCCAGGGAUCCAUGUGAAUCUCCACAUAACCUUAGAGUCACAAACAUCACUAGAAAUUCAGUUUCUCUUUUUUGGGAAAGACCUGAAUAUGAUGGCAGUGCAAAAAUUACUGGCUACAUUGUUGAGCGUCAAGAGCUUCCCAAUGGUCGCUGGCUGAAAUGCAACUUCACCAAUGUUCAAGAGACUUACUUUGAUGUCACUGGUCUCACAGAAGAUGUCCGAUAUGAUUUCCAUGUUAUUGCUAAAAAUUCUGCAGAGCAAUUGAGUGCUCCUUCAGAAAGCACUGGACCCGUCACUGUCAAAGAUGAUGUAGACCCUCCCACCAUUAUACUGGAAGAUAAAUUCAGACAGUUGGUUGUCAUUAAGGCUGGAGAAAUCAUUAGAAUUGAUGCUGAAAUUACUGGGCGUCCACUCCCAGUUGUUUCAUGGUCUAAGGAUGGAAAGGAGAUUGAGGCCAAGGCCAGAUGUGAAAUCACAUCCACUAACUUCACAACCACGCUCAUUGUCAGAGAUGCUAUCAGAAGGGACUCUGGACAGUAUGUUCUUACUCUGCACAAUGUAGCUGGAACCAGAUCUAUAGCUAUCAACUGUAAGGUUCUGGACAGACCCGGACCUGCAUCAGGACCUUUAACAGUUUCUGGUCUCACAGCAGAGAAAUGCACCCUGUCAUGGGGACCACCUCAGGAAAAUGGUGGUGCUGAAAUUAUGCACUACAUUGUUGAGAAACGUGAGACCAGUCGUCUUGCCUGGACUCUUGUCUAUGGUGACAUGAAGGCAAUUACCUGCAAAGUGACUAAACUGCUCAGAGGAAAUGAGUACAUCUUCCGAGUUAGGGGAGUCAACAAAUAUGGAGAUGGUGAAAGCCUGGAGAGUGAGCCAACAAAGGCCACUGAUCCAUUCACUGUCGCUUCAGCUCCCACUAAUGUCCAGGUCACCUCUGUUACAAGUGAGGCAAUGACCAUUUGCUGGGAAAGACCUGUUUCUGAUGGUGGCAGCAGUAUUGCUGGCUAUGUAAUUGAGAAGCGAGAGAAGACUGGCCUCCGCUGGUGCCGUGUCAACAAGAAACCUGUUUAUGACCUUAGAGUGAAAGCUUCACACCUUCGCGAGGGCUGUGAGUACGAAUACAGAGUUUUUGCCGAGAAUGCUGCUGGCCUCAGUGCUCCUAGCACUCCUUGCCCACUCACCAGGGCAGAAGACCCACAGUUUUUACCCUCACCUCCAGCUAAGCCUAGGAUAAUUGACUCCACAAAGACUACAGUCACCUUGUCAUGGAAUAAGCCACUUUUUGAUGGUGGAGCACCUGUGACUGGUUACAGAGUAGAAUACAGGAAGACAUUAGAUGAUGAAUGGAUUGUUGGAGUACAGAACACCAAAAACACAGAAUUUACAGUGGUGGGAUUAUCACCUGGAACUGAAUAUGUGUUUGUUGUCAAAUCCAUUAACAAGAUUGGAGUGAGUGAGCCCAGUCCUGAGUCAGACAAACAAGUUGCCAAAGAAAGAGAGGAGGAGCCAACCUUUGAUGUUAGCAAUGAAAUGAGAAAGACUCUUAUUGUAAAGGAUGGAAGCUCUUUCACAAUGAAAGUUCCUUUCAAAGGCAAACCCAUCCCUAGUGUUACUUGGGCUAAGCCUGAUGUAGACCUUAGAGUUCGUGCUGUAAUUGACACCACAGAUACCUUUUCUUCCAUCACCUUAGAAAAAGCAACUCGGGAUGACUCUGGAAAAUACACUGUCACUCUAUCCAAUGUAGCUGGUACCUCCUCCUUGACGCUCAAUGUCCGAGUUUUGGACUCACCUGGGCCUCCUAGUCAUAUAGAGGUCAAGGAAGUCACAAAGACCUCUGCUACUAUAACCUGGGAUACUCCUGAGAUUGAGGGAGGAGGACCAGUCAAGAAUUACCUUAUUGAUUACCGUGAGGCUAGCAAGAAAGGCUGGAGUAGAUUGACUGACACAUGCCACAGACUGACAUACAAGGUGGCAGACCUGCAGGAGGGAGAAGUCUACUACUUCAGAGUGACAGGCGAGAAUGAAUAUGGUAUUGGUGUUCCUGCUGAGACCAAAGAGGGGACCAAGAUCACAGAAAAACCAAGUCCACCACCAAAACUGGGUGUAACGGAUGUAACCAAGGAAAGUGUGUCCUUGGCUUGGGCCAAGCCAGAACAUGAUGGAGGCAGCAGAAUUACUAGCUACCUAGUAGAAGCACUGGAGAAUGGACAAGAGAAGUGGGUUAAAUGUGGUACAACAAAGUCCAUCCACUUCACAGUGUCUGGUCUGAGGGAGAAUGCGGAGUACUUCUUCAGAGUCAGAGCUGAGAACUACGCUGGAUUCAGUGAUGCUAAGGAAAUGACUACUCCUGUAGUGGUCAAAGACCAGCUUGAAUCUCCUGAGAUCAUCAUGAAGGACUUCCCCCACAAUACAGUAUAUGUUAGAGCUGGAUCUACCCUAAAAUGUGAGAUUCCAUUGACAGGCCGGCCUUUACCUAAAGUGACUCUGUCCAAGGAUAAUGUGCUGCUCAAAUCAACAAUGAGGUUUAACUCAGAAGUCACUCCUGACAGUAUCAAGAUUACUCUGCGUGAGAGCAUUGCAGGAGACUCAGGCCGCUAUGAUAUUAUUGCCUCCAACUCCAGUGGAACCACCAAGUCCUUUGUAAAUAUUGUGGUUCUUGACCGCCCCAGUGUCCCACUUGGACCAGUGGAGCUGUAUGAUGUCACAGAAGACAGUGUAAGCUUAAAGUGGCUUCCACCAGCAUAUGAUGGUGGCAGUCCCAUCACCAACUACAUCAUCCAGAAGCGAGAGACAACUACAGCCAACUGGAUGGACGUGUCUUCAGCUGUGGCCCGUUGCACCAUGAAAAUUAUGAAGCUGACCACUGGCCUGGAGUACCAAUUCAGAAUUAGGGCAGAGAACAGAUAUGGAAUCAGUGAACAUAUUGACUCCCCAGCUGUCGCUGUCAGUCUUCCUUACACUAUACCAGAUGCGCCAUCAACUCCAGAAAUUACUGCUGUAACCAGGGAAACCAUUUCUGUUGCAUGGAAGGAGCCAAAGUCAGAUGGAGGCAGCCAUGUGUUUGGUUACCAUCUCCAAAUGAAAGACAAAAACAGCAUCCUUUGGCAGAGAAUCAACAAAACAGUGAUCCGUGCCACACACUUUAAAGUCACCAACAUAAAUGCUGGACUUAUUUAUGAGUUCAAGGUAGCAGCAGAAAACUCUGCUGGAAUUAGUGCCUUCAGCAAGAUUUCUGAUGCUGUAUUGGCUAUUGAUGCCUGCGAGCCACCCCUAUACUUGCGUAUAACUGACAUCACUAAGAACUCCAUUAGUCUGGCCUGGCAGAAGCCUGACUAUGAUGGUGGAUCCCCAAUAACUGGUUACAUCAUUGAGAAGAGAGAGGGUGUUAGCUCCAAAUGGUCUAAAGCUAACCUCACCAAUAUCACAGACACCCGCUUCAUUGUUACUGGCCUCACCCAGGAUGAAACGUAUGAGUUCCGAGCAUUGGCAAAGAAUGCAGUUGGUUCAGUGAGCAAUCCGUCUAUCACUGUGGGGCCAGCCACAUGUGUGGACACUUAUGGUGCCCCAGAGAUUGAAAUACCUCAGGAGUAUCUUAAUGAGGUCAAGCACAAGGCUGGCUCUAAUGUGGAACUCAAAUUUAAUAUAAGAGCCAAACCUGCUCCCAGUAUUGAGUGGUUUAAAGAUGGCAGAGAGCUUAAGCCUACUUCUCAGCUCUCUUUUAAACACACCUUCGAGUCCACAAGUGUGUUCGUGAAGGAAACAACUCGUCUUAACUCUGGAACCUAUGAAGUCAAGGUGAAGAACUCCCUCGGAUCUUCAUGUGCCAUUGUCAGGCUGCUCAUUCAAGAUAAGCCAGGCCCACCUGCUGGAGAGAUUCAGUUUAAGAAGGUGACAGCUGACAACAUCACCAUCAUGUGGUCCCCACCUGCUGAUGAAGGUGGUGCCAUGGUAACACAUUACAUUGUAGAAAAGCGGGAGACCAGCAGGGUAAUGUGGUCGAUUGUCUCAGAGAAACUGGUUGACUGCAUUGUGAAUGUGCCCAGACUCAUAAUGGGCAAUGAGUACAUCUUUAGAAUCCGUGGAGUCAACAAGUAUGGCAUUGGAGAUCCACUGGAGUCUGAGCCCAUUAUUGCCAAGAAUGCAUUUGUACCUCCCAGCGAGCCAUCUAAGCCUAAAGUUACUAUGAUCACUAAGUCUACCAUGACAGUGAUCUGGGAAAGACCAGCAUUGGACGGAGGCAGUGAUAUUGAUGGCUACUAUCUAGAGAAAAGGGAGAAGAGGAGUCUGCAAUGGUUCAAGGUGGUGAAGGGCACUAUCAGAGACACCAGGCAGAAAGUGGCUAACCUGGUGGAGAACAAUGAGUACCAGUACAGAGUGUGUGCUGUCAACAAGGCUGGAGCAGGAAACUACUCUGAACCUUCUGAGCUCUAUAAAGCCUAUGACCCAAUAGAUCUACCAGGUGAACCCACUAAGCUGGGUGUGGUUGACUCCACAAAGACAUCUAUCACACUUGGAUGGGAGAAGCCCGUCUAUGAUGGUGGCAGCGAAAUUACACACUAUAUUUUAGAGCAGAUGAAUACAGAGGACAAAGAAUGGGUGAUUACCAACCCUCAAGUCAAGACAUGUGAGUAUGUGGUGUCCCACCUCAAACCUAGCACCUACUACUUCUUCAGAGUAUCUGCUGUCAACUGUAAAGGCAAAGGAGAAGACAUCAAAAUGUACCAGCCUGUGCAAGCCAAAGAUAUUUUAGAGGAGGCUGAUCUGGACUUGGAUGUUGCUAUGACAACUCAAUACACAGCAAAGGCUGGCCGUGAUGUGGAAGUCUUUAUCCCCUUGAAGGGUCGUCCUACACCAAAUGUCACCUGGCGCCGUGGUGACCGUAACAUGGCUGGUGAUAACCGCUACACAGUCACAAGCACUGAAAGAGCCACCACACUCCUCAUCCCCAAGGUCACCCGUGAUGACUGCGGAAAGUAUAUGCUGGAAAUUGAGAAUGGUGUUGGAGAACCUAAGAUAGUUACUGUUUCCCUCAAGGUUCUGGACAGUCCAUCCACCUGCCAGAAACUGAUGAUAAAGAAUGUCACAAGAGGAAAGCUGACACUAAGCUGGGAGCCUCCGCUCAUAGAUGGUGGCUCCCCUGUGACUAAUUACAUUGUCGAAAAGAAGGCCUCCACUAUGAAAGCUUAUCAAGUGAUUACUGAUGAGUGUUUAAAUACAAGUUACAAGGUGUCAGGGCUGGAGGAAGAUAUAGCUUACUUCUUCCGUGUGUCUGCUCAAAAUGAGUUUGGUGUGGGUGACACUUGUGAAACCACUGAUGCUGUCCGAGCAACUGAAACUCCAGGAGCUGUUAAAGACCUAAUAAUGGUGGACUCCACAAAGACCUCUGUCACCCUUCAGUGGAGCAGACCUGACCACGAUGGUGGCAGCCACAUCACUGACUACAUCAUAGAGAAGAGAGCCCAGGAAGAAGUCAAAUGGACUUUAGCUGCUAAAUGCAAGCGGUACAGCUGUGAAGUGACGGGACUCAAGGAAAAUGCUAUCCUGGAUUUCAGAGUGUUUGCAAAGAAUGAGAAAGGCAACAGUGACUUCUCCCAAAUUGGUCCGAUCACAGUGAUGGACCUCAUCAUUCCACCUGAAGCCAAACUGAAUGAUUAUCCCAAUGGAGAGCUUGCUGUUCGUAUAGGUCAAAACAUCCAUAUUGAGUUACCAUUCAAGGGAAAACCAAGACCUACAAUCAGCUGGCUAAAGGAUAAUUUCCCACUAAAGGAAAGUGAGAAGAUUCGCUUUAGGACCACUGACAACAAGACUUCAGUUACAGUCAGAGGGGUUAAGAAAGAACAUGCUGGACAAUACACCUUGGUUCUGGAUAACAGAGUCAUUAAGAACUACUUUGACAUCAAUGUGAUCACUCUGGGACCCCCUUCAGUCCCUACUGGCCCCAUCCGUUUUGACGAGAUAAAAGCUCAGACUAUUAUUAUCUCCUGGGAUGAGCCGAAGGAAGAUGGAGGUGGCGAGAUCACCUGCUACAGCGUGGAGAAACGUGAAACCUCCCAGGCCAACUGGAAGAUGGUCUGCUCCAGUGUUGUCAGGACUACCUUUAAGAUUCCUAACCUGGUCAAAGGAACUCAGUACCAGUUCAGAGUCCGUGCAGAAAAUAAGUAUGGGGUCAGUGAGCCACUCAUCUCUUCAGAUGUUGUUGCCCAGCACCAGUACAAACCUCCAGGUCCUCCAGGAAAACCAGUUGCCUACAACAUCACCAGUGAUGGUAUGUCAAUAAAGUGGGAUGCCCCAGAGUUUGACGGGGGUUCCCCAGUCUUAGGUUAUCAUGUCGAGAAGAAGGACAGGAACAGCCUCUUAUGGCAGAAAGUGAAUUCCACAACCAUCUCUAACAGAGAGUACAGGAUAAUUGGUCUUGUGGAGGGUCUGGAGUACUCCUUUAGAGUCUAUGCAGAGAACAAUGCCGGAUUCAGCCCUUGCAGUGAGCAGAGCAAACAUGCACUCGCUAUCUCCCCUGUUGAUCCACCCGGUACCCCAGUCUGCAUUGAUGUAACCAGAGACUCAGUCACCCUCCAAUGGGACAUUCCCAAGAGGGAUGGUGGAAGCAAAAUUGUAGCCUAUAGUGUGGAGAGGCGUCAAGGCAGAGGCAAAUGGCUACGGUGCAACUUCACUGAUAUCAGUGAGACCCAGUUCACUGUAACUGGUCUCACACCUGGAGACAGAUUUGAGUUCAGAGUGAUUGCCAGGAAUGCUGUUGGCACAGUCAGCCCACCAUCCAACUCCUCUGGAUACAUAAUGACCAAGGAUGAGAGCAUUGCUCCUGAGAUUGUGUGGUCUCCAGACCAGGUGCUCACCCUGAGGGCUGGAGAUAAUGUCAGUCUCAGCUGCAAAAUCACCGGACGUCCAGUCCCACAGGUUCUUUGGUACAAGGACGGUAAAGAGAUCGACAAGAGGACUAUGAUUGACAUUGCGAUUACUACUGGCAUUGGCACCAGUAGUCUGUUUAUUCGCGAUUCUAACAGGAACCACCGUGGAAUUUACACUGUAGAGGCCAAAAAUAGCUCUGGAACCAAGAAAGCUGACAUUAACGUUAGAGUCCAAGAUACCCCUGGACCUGUCGAGGGCCCAAUCCGUUUCACAGGCAUCACAGCUGAGAAGUGCACUGUGUGGUGGAGCCCACCAGAGAACGAUGGCUGUGCUGCCAUUACUCACUAUGUGGUGGAGAAAAGGGAGACAUCCAGGAUCUCUUGGGCCUUGGUCACCUCCAAGUGUGAAGCUUGCUCUUAUAAUGCCACCAACCUCAUCAAAGGCAAUGAGUACCAGUUCAGAAUCUCUGCUGUCAACAAGUUUGGUGUCGGCAAACCACUGGACUCUGAUCCUAUAAUUGCGAAGAUGCAAUACACUGUUCCUGAUGCCCCUGGUACACCAGAUGCCACCCAUAUUACUGGAGAAAGCAUAACAAUGUGUUGGACCAGGCCACGGUCAGACGGAGGCAAUGAGAUUAAAUGCUACAUCCUAGAGAGGAGAGAGAAGAAGAGCUUGCGCUGGGUUAAGGUCUCCUCCAAGAGGCCCAUUACAGAGUUAAGGCACCGUGUGACCAAACUUACUGAGGGCAAUGAGUAUGAGUUCCGUGUUAUGGCUGAAAAUGGUGCUGGUGUUGGACCAGCCAGCAGCACCUCCAGGCUCUUCAGAUGCAGAGAACCAACAAGUGCUCCCAGUGCUCCCACUGUAAUCAAGGUCAUUGACUCCACUAAGUCCUCUGUCACCCUGGAAUGGACCAAGCCAGUCUUUGAUGGUGGCAUGGAAAUAAUUGGCUACAAUAUAGAUAUGUGUAAGGCCAGUCUGGAGGAGUGGCACAGAGUCAACAGACAGAUUUGUAUUCACACCAGGUAUACUGUCACAGGUCUAGUACCUGGAGAACUCUACAAGUUCAGAGUCAGUGCUGUAAAUGGAUCAGGAGAGGGCGAAGCAUCAGUGAUGCCAAACCCUGUUCAGUCUUUGGACAGACUUACAUCUCCUGAAAUUGAUCUUGGUCCUGACUUCAAGCAAACUCAUAUUGUGAAGAAUGGAGGCACUAUAAGCCUACAUAUUGCUUUCCGAGGAAAGCCAGCUCCUCUAGCCACGUGGUCUAAAUUAGACAGUGAGCUUCCGAUAAUGGCUGAUAUCAACACCACAGAUUCAUUUUCCACUCUGACCAUAGAGAACUGCACCAGGUAUGAGGCAGGCAAAUACACCCUGUCCCUGGAGAACAACAGUGGGCGCAAAUCCAUCACAUUCACUGUUAAAGUACUGGAUACUCCUGGACCUCCAGGAGCCAUAACCUUCAAAGAUAUUACUCGCGGAGCCUUGACAGUGAUGUGGGACGCUCCUGCCAAUGACGGUGGAGCCCGAAUCCACCACUACAUUGUGGAUAAGCGUGAAGCAAGCCGCCUUGCCUGGCAAGAAGUCAGCACCAAGUGCUCACGGCAGAUGAUCAGAGUAACUGGUCUGGAAAUUGGUGUACCGUAUUUGUUCAGAGUGAUUGCCGUUAAUUAUUAUGGCCAGGGAGAACCAAAAGAGAUGACUGAGCCUAUAAUUGCCACAGAAGAACCUGCGCCACCCAAGAGAUUGGAUGUUGUUGACACAACCAAUUCCACAGCCUCACUGGUAUGGCUAAAACCCGAGCAUGAUGGAGGCAGCCGCGUUAGAGGCUAUAUUGUUGAAUUGAGGGCUAAGGGCACUGACCACUGGGUUGUUAGUGGAGAGACUAAGUCUCAGAAGAUGUUGGUAGAGGGUUUGAUUGAGAACACAGAAUAUGACUUUAGAGUCAAAGCCAAGAAUGAUGCUGGAAUUAGCGAACCUCAGGGCACCUUUAGCUCUGUGGUCAUAAAGGAGCCUUGCAUAGAACCAACUGCUGAUCUCAGCAGCAUCACCAACCAGCUCAUCACUUGCAAGACUUCCAACACCUUCACAAUUGAUGUCCCUAUCAGUGGCAGACCUGCACCUAAAGUUACCUGGAAACUGGAAGAGAUGAAGCUGAAGGAGACUGACAGAGUCUCCAUUAAGACCUCAAAGGAAAGUACCAUUUUGGUAGUGAAAGACAGCAAGAGAAGCGACAGCGGCAAGUACUACCUGACACUGGAGAAUGCUGCUGGUGUGAAGACAUUCACAGUGACUGUGGUCAUAGUUGGCAGACCAAGUCCACCCACAGGACCAGUGGAAAUUUCUGGAAUCUCUUCAGAGUCCUGUACCCUAUCUUGGUCUGAGCCAGCUGAUGAUGGUGGUACUGACAUCAGCAACUACAUUGUAGAAAAACGGGAAUCUGGCUCUGCUUCUUGGCAAGUGGUGAACUCCAGUGUGAAGAGAACCACCAUCAAAGUCACACAUCUCACCAAAUACAUGGAGUACACAUUUAGAGUCUGUGCUGAGAACAAGUUCGGAGUCAGCAAGUCCGUUGAGUCUGCCCCUGUUGUCAUUGAGCAUCCAUUUGUUCCACCAAGUCCUCCAACUCGCCCAGAUGUGAUAUCUAUAUCUGCCAAUGCCAUUAGCAUCAAAUGGGAUGUUCCAUAUGCUGAUGGUGGCAGCAAGGUGACAGGCUACUGGAUUGAGAAAAAGGAGAGGAACACGAUCCUGUGGGUGAGGGAGAACAAGCUACCCUGCCUGGAUUGCCAAUACAAGGUCUCGAACCUGAUUGAGGGGCUGGAGUAUCAGUUCAGGGUGUAUGCCAUGAACCUUGCUGGGCUCAGCAAAGCCAGCGAAGCCUCCAGACCUGUAGUGGCACUCAAUCCUGUUGAUCCUCCUGGCAAACCUGAGGUGACAGACAUCACCCGCUCUUCUGUGUCAUUGUGCUGGACGGUGCCCUUCAAUGAUGGUGGCAGUAAGAUCAUUGGUUAUGUGGUGGAGAGAAAAGUCUACAGCACAGAUGAGUGGGAUGACAACCGCUGGCUCAAGUGCAACUAUACCACAAUCACAGAGAACUACUUCACCAUCACAAACCUAGGUGAAGGAGAGACCUAUGAAUACCGUGUCGUUGCCAAGAAUGCUGCAGGUGUUCAAAGUGUCCCUUCAGAGACCACUGGACCAGUCACAUGCAAGGAUGAAUAUUCUCCUCCCAAAGCUGAACUUGACAGCAAACUGAUAGGUGAGACUGUCACUGUUACUGCUGGUUCUGACCUCGUCUUGGACGGUGCUGUGGGUGGUAAACCAGAGCCUACAGUGUACUGGUCAAAGGGUGACAAGAUUUUAGAGCUUGGAGAGAAAUAUUCACUGACCUACACUGCCACUAGAGCCAUGGCUGUCAUCAAGAGCUGUGACAGAUACGACACAGGUAGAUACAUUCUAACUGUCAAGAAUGCCAGUGGAAUUAAGACGGCAGCUGUCAGCGUCAAAGUUCUAGACACUCCUGGAGCUCCAGCUGAUAGGAUUGUAAUCAGCAGAGUCACAGAGGAAAAAUGUACAGUGUCUUGGAAGAUACCUCUGGAGGAUGGUGGAGACUCUGUCACCCAUUACAUCGUGGAACGUCGUGAGACCAGCCGCCUCAACUGGGUCAUCAUGGAGACUGAGUGCAAGACCCUGUCAUGUGUCAGCACUAGGUUGAUCAAGAACAAUGAGUACAUCUUUAGGGUUAGAGGUGUCAAUAAGUAUGGGGUUGGAGUUCCUUUGGAAUCUGAUCCCAUCAUCGCCAGAAAUGCUUACACAAUCCCCUCCCAGCCAGGCACACCAGAGGCGACUGCAGUGGGCAAGGAGCAUGUUAUCAUCGAGUGGCAGAAGCCUGAGAGUGAUGGAGGAAGCGAGCUCAAAAACUACAUCGUUGAAAAACGAGAGAAGAACAGUAGCAGGUGGACUCGAGUGAAUAAGACCUACACCAUCUACGACACCCGUCUGAAGAUCACAGGCCUACUGGAGGGAAGCGAGUACCAGUUCAGAGUUACAGCAGUCAACAAUGCUGGAUACAGCCAGCCAAGUGACACCUCAGUAUACAUCCUCUGUAAAGACCCCACAUACACCCCAGCUCCUCCAUCAGUGCCUCGCAUCACAGACACAACAAAACACAGCAUCACCAUGACUUGGACCAGGCCCAUGUACGAUGGUGGAUCAGAUGUCACCGGCUACAUUGUGGAGAUCCUAGAGGAGGGUUCUGAGCAGUGGUACCGUGCCACUGCCAAAGCCCUCAAGACUAAUGAGUAUGUGGCUGCUGGUUUGGCUGCCAAUAAGAAGUUCAGAUUCAGGGUUGCUGCCAUUAACAGCAAUGGGACUGGAGAGUUCAGUGAACCAAGUGCUGAAGUUGAACCACUUGAGAAAAUUGAAAUACCCGACUUGGAGCUGGCUGAUGACCUAAAGAAAACAGUGUGCCUCCGCGCUGGAGGUACUCUGCGCCUGUUUGUGUCUGUCACUGGUCGACCGACGCCAGUAGUGGCCUGGAGGAAGACGGGGGUGGAACUACAGAGCCGUGGUUAUAUUGAGACUACUGACAAGUACACAAUACUGGUAGUAGAGAAGGUUGAUCGCUACGACUCUGGAAAAUACAUUGUAGAGGCCGAGAACCCAUCUGGAAAAAAGACUGCCAUCAUCCUUGUUAAAGUCUAUGACACUCCUGGUCCUCCAGGUUCAGUGAAUGUGAAGGACUACACCAAGGAAUCUGUUGUGAUCACCUGGGAUGUCCCAAGCAUUGAUGGUGGUGCUCAUGUCAGCAACUAUAUUGUAGAGAAGCGUGAGGCCAACAUGAAGUCCUAUAAGACUGUUACCACUGAGUGUAGGAAAACACUGUACAGAAUCAGUGGACUGGAGGAGGGUGUGCACUACUUUUUCAGAGUCCUGCCGGAGAAUAUCUAUGGUGUCGGUGAGCCCUGUGAGACAGCGGAGGCUGUGCUGGUGUGUGAAGUGCCCUCAGUGCCUGUGAAGCUUGAGAUUGUUGAUGUUUCCAAGUCUUCUGUCACCCUGCACUGGGAGAAGCCUUUGCAUGAUGGUGGCAGCAGAUUGACAGGCUACAUUAUUGAGGCCUGCAAAGUAGGCUCCGACAGAUGGAGUGCUGUGGCGACAGUUAAGGCCUCAGUAUCCCAGCACACCGUCCAGUCUCUGACAGAAAAUGACCAGUAUCUGUUCAGAAUCCGAGCCACGAACAGCAGGGGAGCCAGUGAAUCCACUGACAUUGUCACUCCAGUGAUCAUCCAAGAGAUCAAGGUUAUGCCCAAGAUUGACAUGACAAGUAUCCCUCAGAAGAUAGUUCACGUGCAUCGUGGCAAACCCAUUGACCUCAACAUCCCAAUAAGGGGCAGACCACAGCCAGUCUGCUCGUGGUACUUUGGUGGUGUGAAGCUGAAGGACACCCUGGACCGCAUCAAGAUCGACAGCAACGGCAAAUAUACCCAUCUCGUCAUCCGUGAGACGACCAUCUCUGACACAGGAGACUACACACUACAGGUGAAGAAUACCAUAGGCAUGGCAACUGAAGUUAUCAAGGUUAUCAUCCUGGACAAACCCAGUAUUCCUAUGGGUCCAGUAAAUAUCGAGGAAGUCGACGGUGUUUCAGUGAUGGUUAGUUGGCAACCUCCAGAGAAUGAUGGUGGCGCCAAUGUCGGCGGAUAUGUCGUUGAGCAGCGUGAUGCCCACCGGCCUGGCUGGACCACCAUCUCCGAGUCUGUGACAAGGCCGUGCUUUAAAUUCACUAGGCUCUCUGAAGGAACCGAGUACGUGUUCCGUGUUGCAGCCAUGAAUCGUUUUGGCAUUGGUGGCUUCCUGCAGUCUGAUGUGGUGGAGUGCAAGAGCGCCAAGACCAUCCCCGGACCCCCAAGCAGGCCAGAAGUGCUUGAUGUCACCCAUGAGGGCAUGACCCUGACCUGGAAACCACCUGAGGACAAUGGUGGCUCCACUAUUGCGGGCUAUAUCAUAGAACGGAAAGAGGCCCAUUCUGACAGGUGGAUGAGGAUCAACAAAAACCCUGUUACUAUGACCAGGUAUCGUUCCUCCGGACUGAUUGAGGGCCUGGAGUAUGAACACCGUAUCACAGCCAUUAACUCUAGAGGGGCUGGGAAACCCAGCGAGAGUUCUGCCAUUACCAUCGCUUUAGACCCCAUUGAACCUCCAGGUCCUCCAGUUCAGGCCAGAGUCACAGACACUACCAGGACUUCUGUUUCUCUAGCUUGGCUUCCACCAGAAGAGGAGGGUGGUUCUGUCAUUACUGGCUACUUUAUUGAAAUGCAGAAGGUAGACCAGCUGGAAUGGACACUGUGUAACACAACUCCCACGAAGAUGUGCGAGUACAUCAUCACCCACAUGCCACAGGGGGCUGAAUACAAAUUUAGGAUCAUCGCCUGCAAUGCUGGUGGUUGUGGAGAAGCUGCUGAGAUUCCUGGAGUGGUUAAAGUCCAGGAGAUGCUUGAUUAUCCUGACUAUGAGCUGGAUCAUAAAUAUGAAGAGGGCUAUGUGGUCAGACAAGGUGGUGUCAUCCGCCUGUCUGUACCCAUUAAGGGUAAACCCAUCCCUACAUGCAAGUGGACCAAGGAUGGUCAUGACAUCUCCCAUCGGGCCAUGAUUGCUACCCAUGAUGACAUCACUGAGCUGGUCAUCAAAGAGGCGCAUAAAGAUGACACUGGUACCUACGACUUGGUGCUGGAAAACAAAUGUGGCAGGAAGGCUGUUUAUAUCAAGGUGAAAGUGAUUGGUCGCCCAGAUGUCCCAGAAGGGCCUCUGGAAUUUGACGACAUUCAGGCCCGAUCAGUAAGAGUCAGUUGGAGGCCACCAUCAGAUGACGGUGGUGCAGACAUCCUGGGAUACAUAGUGGAAAGGCGGGAGGUACCCAAGGCUGCCUGGUAUACAGUGGAUGCUCGAGUAAUUGGGAACUCUCUAGUGGUGAAGGGCCUAAAGGAGAAUGUGGAGUACCACUUCAGGGUUGCUGCUGAGAAUCAGUUUGGUGUCAGCAGAGCUUUAAAAUCUGAAGAGGCUGUCACACCAAAGACUCCACUUUGCCCACCUGAACCUCCCAGCAACCCACCAGAGAUCAUGGAUGUUUCCAAGUCCACAGUUUCUCUCUCCUGGGCCAGGCCCCGCGACGAUGGAGGCUCUCGUGUCACUGGAUAUUAUAUUGAAAGAAGGGAGGUUUCAACAGAGAAGUGGGUCCGCCACAACAAGACCCACAUCACCACCACCAUGUUCAAUGCCACUGGUCUCAUCCCUGAUGCAGAGUACAUAUUCAGAGUUGUCGCACAAAAUGACAUUGGACAGAGCGAACCAGGUCCUGCUUCUGAAUCUGUAGUCUGCAAAGAUCCAUUUGACAAACCUAGCCAACCAGGAGAGAUUGACAUUGUCUCUGUCGCUAAAGACUGUAUCACCAUCCACUGGCUCAGGCCUGAGCAUGAUGGUGGCAAGGAGAUCCUAGGUUACUGGAUUGAGUUCAGGCAGGCUGGAGAGAGUGCCUGGAAAAAAUGCAAUAAGGAGCGCUCGAAGGAUCGUCAGUUCACCAUGGGUGGCUUAAUGGAAGCCACUGAGUAUGAGUUUAGAAUCUUUGCUGAGAACGAGACUGGACUCAGCCGACCUCGUCGCACACCUAUGGGCAUCAAGACCAAAUUGAGUGUUGGUGAGGCUCCAGCUUUGACAGAAGACAUCCAAGAUGUAACAACCAAACUUGGCGAGUCUGGCACUCUGACCUGUGGCAUUAUUGGCAGACCUCUGCCUGAGAUUAAGUGGUACCGCUUUGGCAGGGAACUGAUCCAGAGCCGCAAGUACAAAAUGAGCUCAGAUGGUCGAAACCACUCCCUCAGCAUUCUAACAGACGAACAGGAAGAUGAGGGCCUGUACACCUGUAGGGCAAUCAAUGAGGCUGGAGAGAUCGAGAGCAGUGGUAAACUGCGUUUACAGGCAGCUCCCCAGUUCCACCCUGGCUUCCCCCUGAAGGAAAAAUACUUUGCUGGGGCUGGCACCAGUCUCCGCCUUCAUGUCGUAUACAUUGGCCGUCCCAUCCCACAGAUCAUGUGGUUCUACGGCAAGAAGCCUCUGAAUCCAUCUGAAAAUGUGAUCAUUGAAAACACAGAGAGCUACACCCACCUCGUGGUGAGGAAUGUUCAGAGAAAGACCAACGCUGGUCGCUAUAAGGUGCAGCUCAGCAAUUUCUUUGGAACUAUUGACACUGUGCUUCGUGUAGAAAUCCAAGACAAGCCAUGCAUGCCUGAGGGGCCCCUAAUUGUUGACGCCCUGCUUAAGAGCUCAGUUGUCAUCAGCUGGAAGGCUCCCAAGGAUGAUGGAGGAUCAAUGAUUACCAACUACAUUGUGGAGAAACGGGAGGCCAAAGAAGGGGAACAGUGGCACUUGGUGUCCUCCUCUUUGUCUGGAACCACCUGCCGUGUCCUCAAUCUGACGGAGAAUGCUGGCUACUACUUCAGGGUUUCAGCUCAGAAUCAAUAUGGAGUCAGCGAGCCUCUAGAGAUCCCAUCAGUGGUUAUAAUCAAGAGUCCAUUUGAAAAACCUGGCAUCCCACAGCAGCCUUUCAUUAUCAGCUCCACAAAGGACUCUUGUGUUGUCUGUUGGAAGCCUCCAAGCAGCGAUGGUGGAGCUAAAAUCACAAACUACUACCUGGAGAAACGUGAGAAGAAACAGAACAAGUGGAUGUCAGUAACUACCAAGAAGAUUGCAGAGACCAACUAUGAGGUCACAGCCUUGAUUGAAGGCUUUGAGUAUGAGUUCCGUGUCAAAUGUGAGAACAUGGGUGGUGAGAGCGAAUGGAGUGAGAUUUCUCAACCCAUCAUCCCCAAGUCUGACCAGCCUCCUCGCGCUCCCACAUUCAGGGAGGAGAUCAGAGACAUGACUGUCAAAUACCAUGCCAGUGCAACAUUUGUCACUAAGGUGUUGGGCCAUCCAAAGCCUGUUGUGAAAUGGUACCGUGGUGGAAAGGAGAUCCUGGCAGAUGGAACUAAGAUCAAAGCGCUGGAGUUCAAGGGAGGCUACUAUCAGCUUGUCAUCACUUCUGCUGAUGAGAAUGAUGCCACAGUUUACCAAUUCAGAGCAACCAAUUCCUCAGGAUCCAUCUCUACCACAGCCAACUUGGAGGUGGAAGUUCCUGCUAAGAUCCAUCUGCCUCAAGAGCUCCAAGGAAUGGGCGCAGUCCAUGCUGUCCGUGGUGAUCACAUCACCAUCAAGAUCCCCAUCUCUGGCAAACCUGAGCCAACAAUCACUUGGCAGAAAGGUCAGGAGAUCCUCUCCAACUCUCCUUAUCACCAAGUCAUCACCACAAGGUCUUUCACAUCCCUGGUAUUCCAGAAGGGAGUCCAGAGGAAAGAUACUGGCUACUACAUUAUUACUGCAAAGAACAGGUUUGGAACGGACAAGCAAACCAUCGAGGUGAAUGUGGCUGACAUUCCUGAAGCUCCAAAAGGCCUUGUGGUUAGUGAAAUUGCAAGGGAUUCUAUCACUCUUGUCUGGGAGCCCCCUGCCAGUGAUGGUGGAAGCAACAUUAUUAGCUACAUUGUGGAGAAGUGCCCCACCACCAGUGAUAGGUGGAUUCGUGCUGGACAAACUACUGACUGUAGUAUCACUAUCAUCAACAUAUUUGGAAAGGCCAAAUACCAGUUCCGUGUUAUUGCCGAGAACCAGUUUGGUCUGAGCCCACCAUGUGAACCAACUGAGCCUAUCACCACAAAGGAAGACAAGUCUGUAAUUAGGAACUAUGAUGAGGAAGUGGACGAAACAAGAGAAAUUACUAAAGAGGAGGCUCUUUUCUACAAGGUGAAGGAGCUGUCCUCAAAGUACAUUAUCUCUGAGGAGCUUGCUCACUGCCAGUUUGGUGUGGUUCACCGUUGUAUUGAGAUUGCCACAAAGAAAACCUACAUGGCCAAGUUUAUCAAAGUCAAAGGAACUGAUCGUGAGUUGGUUUUAAGGGAAAUUGAAGCUCUUAAUAUGGGAAGGCACAAGAAUAUCCUCUACUUGCAUGAAUACUUUGAAAGCAUGGAGGAGAUCAUCCUUAUCUUUGAGUUCAUUUCUGGAGUUGACAUCUUUGAGCGGCUUGGCACCAGCAACUUUGAGCUUACAGAGCAGGAGAUUGUCAAGUACCUUAGACAAGUCUGCUCUUCUCUCAAGUUCCUGCAUUCCCACAACUUUGGCCACUUUGAUAUCCGCCCAGACAACAUUGUGUACACUACAAGGAAAAGUACCAACAUAAAGAUCAUUGAGAUGGGCCAGGCUAGGCUUCUGGUGCCGGGAGAAAACAUCAGAAUGCUCUUUUCAGCACCGGAGUACUACGCCCCAGAGGUCCACCGCCAUGAUUUGGUCACAACGGCCACAGAUAUGUGGUCUGUUGGUGUUAUGGCCUAUGUUCUACUCAGUGGCCUUAAUCCAUUUGCAGCAGAGUCUACCACAAAGAUGAUUGAGAAUAUCAUCAACUGUGAGUAUGUCUUCGACAGUGAAGCAUUUAAGGAUAUCAGCCUGGAGGCUAUGGACUUUGUGGACAGACUUCUAGUCAAGGACAGGAAGCUUCGUAUGACAGCCCAUGAGGCUCUGGAGCACCCAUGGCUCAAGAUGAAAAUAGAGCAUAUUAGCAACAAGGCUAUCAGGACGCUGAGACACAGAAGGUACUAUCAGACUCUGGUAAAGAGGGUUGAUACUAUUGUAUCAGCAGCUCGUGUGGCCUAUGGUGGUGCUUUCAAGAACCAGAGGGGAUUGGAUGUUGGUAAAGUGAAGAUUGGAACUGAGUGCCAUGGCUUCCGUGCUGGCCCAGUCAUGCAUGCCUCAGCUGAAGAAGGUGGUUAUGCAAGAUUCACUUGCUGCAUUGCCAAGUAUGACAAGAGUACACAGGUGUCAUGGUACUUUGGUAACUGCCAGCUACACACAAGCCACAAGUAUGAGAUUACUUAUAGUAAUGGCUUUGCCAGUAUCUACGUAAAGGACAUUGAAGAAAGUGAUGAUGGUGUGUACAGAUGCAAAGUGCUGAGUGAUGAUGGAGAAGACAGUGCUUAUGGAGAGCUUUUUGUCGAGACAGUGAGGAGUAUCAAAGAGUACUAUCUUAGCCGCUCCAUCAGGAAAUUAAGGAGGAGAGUUGACAAGACUAAGCUUCUGCAGAGACCACCAGAGUUCACUUUGCCUCUCUACAACCGCACCGCUUUCAUUGGCGAAGAUGUGCGCUUUGGUGUUACUGUUACUGUGCAUCCAGAGCCUUGCAUAAUUUGGCUUAAGAAUGGUGAAAAAAUCAAGCCAGGUGAUAAUGACAGCAAGUACACCUUCACCAGUGAUAAGGGUCUAUACCAGCUCAUGAUCCAUAACCUGGACAUGACUGAUGAUGCUGAAUACACUGUUAUGGCCCACAACAAGUUUGGAGAAGACAGCUGCAAGGCCCGUCUCACUGUGGCACCACAUCCUGUGACGGAAGAAACUAUGAGGCCCAUGUUCAAACGCCUGCUGGCUAAUGUUGAGUGCAUGGAGGGACAGAGUGUCCGCUUUGAGCUCAGAGUCUCAGGUGUACCACCUCCUACUCUUAAAUGGGAAAAGGAUGGUCAUCCACUACAGUUUGGUCACAAGGUGGUUGUCAUACAGGAGGACGUUGACUCUCAUGUCCUUCACAUUAGAGAGACUCUACUUGAGGACUGUGGUGUUUACAAAGUUACUGCAACCAACUCUGCUGGCACCGCCAGCUGUCAGGCAACAUUGAAGGUGGACCGCCUUACCUAUACAAGGAGAGAAUAUAGGAGUGAGGAAGAGAAAUACAUGCACAUACAGAAACAAAUUGAUAAGACCAACAAGAUGGCUCAGAAAAUCGUUGCUACUGAGGAGCUUGUACCGCUUAAUCCCACUGCUCAAGAAGCUCUCAAAUAUGCUGCAGAGAUUUACAAGCCAGCAGUGAGCACGAAGAAUGUCGAGGGGGAGUUUGACAUCAAAGAGGAGAAGUCAGAGACCAAGAAGUUGGAGGAGGAGAGGAAGAUCUUCAUGCCCUAUGAAAUUCCUGAGCCUGUGGUUCAUGAUCCCAGAGUUCUUGAUGAGAACAAAGGUAUCAAACAGUUUGUACCUCUGUCAGAUAUGAAGUGGUACAGAAAGCUGAGAGAUCAAUAUGAGAUUUCAGAGAGGAUGGAGAGGAUUGUGCAGAAGAGACAGAAACGUAUUCGUUUGUCCAGAUGGGAACAGUUCUACGUCAUGCCCCUUCCUAGAAUCACUGACCAGUAUAGGCCAAGAUGGCGUAUUCCAAAACUCACUCUAGAUGAUCUGGAGACUGUCAGACCUGCACGCCGCUCUCCCAGUCCUGUGUCAGAGGCGUCGUUCAGAUCUAGGAGGAGAUCUCUGGGAGACCUUAGCGAUGAGGAGCUGAUGAGAACAGAGGAGGAAGAAGGAAUGAUGUUGGAGGAUGAACUGGAGCUUGGCUUUUCUGCCUCACCUGCUGGCAGCCCUGUACGCAUUGAGCGACGUGCCAUGGAGCGUGAGGAAAGAAGGCUGGAAGGUAGACAUGAAAUUGUUGAGGUUGCUGAGACAAAGAAGAAACGUACCAUCUCUCAGUAUAUGAGGAGGAGAAGGUCACUGUCACCCACUUACAUCGAGCUAAUGCGUCCAGUUUCAGAACUGAUAAGACAACCACAUGCUAGGCAUCCUGUGGAAGUAGAGGGAGAGAUUGUGGGGAGGAGGUCCCCUACCCCAGAAAGGACCCGACCACGUUCCCCCAGCCCCAUCAAGUCAGUUGAAAGGUCUUCACGCUCCUCCUCGAGGUUUGAGCGGUCUGCCCGUUUUGAUAUCAUGUCCCGUUACGAGGCCAGAAAGGCUGCUUUGAAAUCUGAAAGGAAGUAUCAGUUGGUCAGUCAGUCACCUUUCAGUUUGGACCAUGCCCCGCGUGUCACUGUUAGGAUGCGUUCUCAUCGUAUCCCAGUUGGUCAAGAUACAAAAUUCACCCUAAAUGUACAAGCUAAACCAGAGGCCGAGAUCACGUGGUUCCACAAUGGAACUGCAAUCUCUGAAUCCAGUGAGAAAUUCAUCUUUACCAACAUGACUGGUGUCUUGACCAUCACUAUUCUGGAGUGUCAGGAAGAGGAUAGUGGCACGUAUCGCUGUGUAUGUUCCAACUCUAAGGGAGAGGCUUCAGACUAUGCUACCCUGGAGGUGUCAGGUGGUAGCUACACAACUUUCUCUUCUCGCCGCAAGGAUGAGGAAGCUCCCAAAGCAUAUGUCCCUGAAGUCACUCGAACAGACCACUACCACAUCUCCCAAUUCAAAGCUGGCUAUGCUUCACAGACCCACUUUGCGGUAGAAGAAACCAAAUCUAAGUUAACCGAAACACAUGAGGUAUUCACACAUGAGAGAUAUGGCGCCUCCUCUGAAAGGUACUCCUCUGCUGAGAGGUAUGACUCAUCUAUCAAGUAUGCUUCUGCUGAAUACCUGUCAUCUAGUUCCUCUUAUUCAUCUGACAAAUUUUCUCUGAGUGGGAAACACGCCAUAUCUGAAGCUAAACUGAAAUCAUCUACCACUGCUGGUGAUGAGGAAGUUUCUGUCCAGAAGGCAAAACUUUCUCUUCCAGCUAGAAUCCUCACUAAGCCUCAGUCUGUGACAGUUGAGGAGGGCGAGACUGUCAGAUUUACCUGUGAUAUUGAUGGUGAGCCUGCACCCACUGUGACAUGGAUACAUGAGAGCAGAACCAUUGUCUCAUCACACCACAUUCAGGUCACCACAACUCAGUAUAAAUCCAGUUUGGAAAUCUCCUCUGUGACAGCCUCCCAUGAGGGCAGUUACACAGUAGUGGUAGAGAAUUCAGCAGGCAGACAGGAAGCUCAUUUUACGUUAACCAUCCAUAGACCAACCCCCAAGCAGGAAGUUAAAAUAGUCAAACCCCCUGAGCCAUCCGUGAAGUCACCCACUCCCAGUGUAAAGUCUCCUGCACCUUCAGUCACAUCCCCUAUUCCCUCCCCAACCUCUGCUGUUCCCAGUGUGAAGUCACCAGAACCUAGCACCAAAUCCAUUGAGCCUUCAGUUACAUCACCAGCUUCAAGUAUAAAAUCUCCUGAACCAAGUGCAACAUCUCCUGCUCCGAGUGUGAAGUCACCAACACCAAGUGUGAAGUCUCCUGAACCCGAGGGGAUUAAGUCUCCUAAGAGCAUGAAGUCUCCUGAGCCAACUGCACCUUCUCCUGCACCGAGCUUAAAAUCACCGACUCCAGGUGUCAAAUCUCCUGAGCCUGAGGGACUUAAGUCACCACGAGGUCUAAAAUCUCCUGAGCCACGACUCAAGUCACCACCGCCAACUAAGACCCUGGGGACUGGAAAGUCGCUGGAAUCUGAGGAAGUAAAAUCACCCAAGGGUAUCAAAUCUCCAGAACCUACAGGAAUCAAAGUGCCAAGAGGUGUCAAGUCCCCAGAACCUCCUGGACUCAAAACACCAAAAGGCAUCAAGUCCCCAGAACCAACAGGCAUCAAAUCACCAAGGGCACUGAAGUCCCCUGAACCUGAAGGGAUCAAAUCACCUCCCAGAAUGAAGUCUCCUCCUCCCACCAUGUCCCCCAAGAGAGUUGUAUCUCCACCCACCGUAAAAUCCCCAAUCCCCAAACCCCCCAAGGUCAUGAGUCAGCUAACAGCAGAAGCCUGUGAGGGGUCAGUGAGGAUGUCCUGUGUUUGUGAGAGCUCCGUCAGAGAGGUGGUAUGGUAUGUGAAUGGGAGGAGGCUUUCACAAAGCAGUCGCCUAGAGAUGCACUAUUCUGAGGGUUCUUGCAGCCUUUUGAUCCAUAAUUUAACAGACGGUGAUCAGGGAGAGUACACCUGUGAGAUGAAAUCAGAAGGAGGAGUAUCCAAGUCUUCUUUCAACUUCACUGGACAAGUGUUUCAGUCAAUUCGCAAGAAGAUUACAGCUUAUUGUGAACAGCAGCUGGUACUUCAAGGAUCAGUAUUGAUGAGUCAAAAGGAGUCAUCGUCAUCCUUGAGUUCAUCGGUGAUGAUGAAGAAAGAAAUCCAUACAAUGGAGGAGUCGUCUGCCUUUUCUUCUACUUCCCAGCAGGCAGUGAUGUCAUCCAUGUCGGAUUCCCGCUCCUUCAGCAGCAUGGCAGCUGAAAUGAAGUUUGAGACCAUGUCCAUGUCCAGCAUGUCCUCCGUGUCAUCUGAGACAUAUGCCAUGAGCUCCAGUAGCCUCAUGGAGAUGGCCUCCCACAUGGAGGGAUCCCUUAGAGCUCUUGGUUCUGCUCCAAGGAUUGAAGCUCUGCCAGAGGACAUCAGCAUUGAGCCAGGCAAAGUCCUGACAGUCGCCUGUGCCUUCUCUGGUGAUGCCAGACACAUUGAGUGGUCGCACGACGGCAAAACGAUUGAGUUGACCGCUGCCGGACGCUUCCAUAUUGAGACCACUGAGGACUUGACCACGCUCAUUAUCACCGGGGUGAAGGAGGAGGAUGCUGGAAGCUACACCCUCAAACUGUCAAAUGAGCUGGGAUCUGAUACGGCAACUGUUCACAUUAGUAUUCGAUCGGUGUAAGGAAAAAAAAAACCAACUCUUCAAAACUUCCCCUUUUUCCUUUUCUCAAGCGUUUUUAUUUAAUCAAGCAAAAGAAUCUACUUGAUAAAGAUCUGGAUUUCUGUUCUUGUAAAUAUGAACUAUUUUUGUACCUAUCUUGACAUUAAUUUUUGCCAAACUAGACUAAAGUCUAAAGGUGUUAUAAAAUGUACCAUAUUGGAUAACUGUGACUUAGGAUUUUUGAUCCAUUAUUCUGUGACAUGUACAUAAUGUAUAUAGCCGAAGUUACCGGUUAUGGGAAGUGUAUGCAUUGUUAUUUAUGACAAUAAUAUUAACUAAAACAAAAUGAAACUGUAUAUGGUUUAACAGGAGAAAGUUCCAACAGGAACGAAUACUCUGUUAAACGAAGAAACUAAACUUUGUGCCUCAACGAUAAGUUGAAGUCUUAAGAUUGCCUCAACAGGUAGAGAGGCUCCCUGUUGAUGUUAACUCAAUCAGAGACAAAACUAUGAAUACACUGCUUUAGAGAGCAGUGCAUUAGCAUUGUGAAAGCAGUGUGAGAUCCUGAAUGCUGUUUGCAUUUACCCUCAUGUAAGCAGGAUGACUGGACCUCGCACUCUGACUGAUUCUGUCGUACUGCUAUUUCACUGACGUGCUCAGAGUGCGAGCGGCCUGCACUCCCUGAGCACAAGUGUUUCUUUUAUAUUUUGUGCUCUGCAUCUGGCAAACAACCACUGAUGAGACUUUUCACUUGUACCACCAACCUGGCCAAUCACUUUGAAUAAGAGUCCGUCUUGUGCUUAUUUGCAGAAACAGAGCUGUCUCUCGGAGGUAUGCAGUGUGUUUGUGUGCUAGUUUUUAGAAGUUCACCUGUCAGUCAAGGUGGGUGCGGCAAAGCAGAUGUAUGAAACCACCUACUGCUGCAUUCAACAACAAGUCCCACAUGUCGCCCUGCAGUUUAAGGGUUUGAUUGAAGUUUGAGUUGAGUUUUGACUAUUUUCGCACCCUCCUUGAGUCUUUCCUCCAGUUAUUUCUUUAAUAAAGCAUGAUUAUCAGCACUACA